Messenger RNA from Pelobates cultripes (western spadefoot toad), 45794 nucleotides. NCBI's taxonomy places the organism in Eukaryota, Metazoa, Chordata, Amphibia, Anura, Pelobatidae. The record is from the annotation of a GenBank genome assembly.
AUGCCGGAGAAGAACGGAACGGUCCUGAGCCAUGAGCAGUAUAUCGUCCAGAUAUACCAUAAGGCACACGCCCUGACCGGGGAGCCAGGCCAUCGCAGGACGAAGCACCAAGGCGCCAAAGACAGACCAAACAGAAGACGGGUGAAGCGCCAUACGCGAUUCCUCCAGUGGAACUGUAGGAGAUCCCUUUAAACUUUGUUUACCGGCACCGUCAGGUCUGCGUAUUUCAAAUCCAGUUUUGCCAGCCAAUCCCCAAUCCCAAUGUAGGAGCAGGCCUCUGAGGAGGUGGAUGCCGUCUAACCUGAAAUGUCGGUAGUGUACCCUGGAAUUGAGUGGGUGCAAGUUGAUAACAGGGUGCUUCUGGCCACCCUUUUUCUCCACCAGGGAGAGAUUGCUGAUGACCCCCAAGGGGUGCAGCGGAGCCAACUCUAUAGCUUCCUUGGUAUGUAGGGUCGACAACUCCUCGUUGAUCAACCUGCGAUCCUGAAGAGAAAAACAGAUCGGUUGAGGGUUACGGAAGAAACGAGUCAUCCCCACUAAUGCUAUUUGGAAGCCCCUCACUAUAUAGAGAACCCAUGCAUCGGAUGUGAUGGAUGCCCAGGCUGGGAAAAAAUGAUGGAGCCUGCUCCCUACACAAACAUGAGAAGAAGCAUGUGGUAGAAUUAAGCUUACCGUAUGGGCGUCUUCCACCGGAAUUCCCUCUGAAGCCCUUGACUGCUAUGGUCGUCAAUGAGAGGGGAAGAAGGGUAAUCGGGUUCUAGCCUCCUGGGGCGCUGGUUGAACGAGCCUAGUCCUGUUAACGCUACCUUUUGACCCAACCUCAGCAUUCCUCCGGGUCGACCAGCCUGUUCUCAGCCCUGGUGUCCUUUGCCAGAUCAAAAGCUUGGCUAGGGGGUCAAAAAUUUCUAAAUAUUUGUCUUGGCAUGAGCUGAAUGCCGAAUCAAGGCCCUUACGUGGGUUCCAACCCAGCUUGGUCAAGACUUGAGGCAACUUGGGGUCAACUUCCGGGAUGUCACACACCUUGUUAGGUACCACCGGUCUAGGGCACUCAGCUCUAAGCUUGUUACGUGCUGCCUUGUGAAGCGGGUGCCGCACCCAGGUUUCCAGGUAGUGAGCCACAUGGUCCACUGGAAGCCACUCAGCCGACCUUAAAUGAUGUAGGUCAUCUGGGUCAAACAAGGACUCACCCAGUGGGUCCAGAAGUCCCUACAGCCGCGGGCAGAUUAGCCCUAGGGUCGCCUCCCGUCAUCCCCGCCAGGGCGGAGGUAAAGAGGUCAAGAUCCAUGUCCCCAGUACCAUUCUCUGAGUCACAUCCGACUCAAAACCAGCCUCCUCACUAGACCAGAUUUCUGAGUCAGAAUCGCUAUCAGUCUGUGCUCUCACACAUUUCCACCAACACGCCUGUUCUGCCUGGUGAGGAAAAGAUCUUGUGCGUGACUUGGACACACUUUCAUGGGUGACCUGAAGUACGCCAGUCAUGGUGUUUUUGGAGGCAGAGGGGGAUACAUGCCUAGAUUUACAGCUAGCCUUUCUCGGUGCAACCCCAAGGGGAUCCACCUCUGGACACAAGGUGUGCGUCGAGGGAUCCGUGGCCCCUGCGUCCAAAGGGCAAGCAAACAAUGCCUAGGAUAUAGUCUGAGACAAAGCCGAAGACAUUGAACCCAUAGUGGCCAUAAUGGUGUCGGUCACAGACCAUUGGAGUACCAAAGUAAGUAGUGAGGGUUAAUCACUGAAACUAGCAACCGAGUAGAAGGGACAGAAGGGAGCUCACCAGGGCCCAGACCAGUAGCAAGAGACACGAGGCAGGAAGAGGCAGGGACAGGCAAAAAAAAAAAAAAACUGGAAAGAAACACAGUGUAAAUCGUGAGCUUGUGUGGAAAAGAACGCGAAUUUGCAUGAAAAAACUACCGAACGGGUGAAUUCGUUACACGAACAACGCGCGUACGCAAACCAAAUGCACCUAGUAAGGUAAACCCGCGAAUGUGGCACCAAAAACAGCCAAACGGUCGGGAAACAAUCCAUGAACAAACAGCGUUUGUGACCCGAACAGAGACAAAAUUUCAAUACGAAUAAAACUACGAACUUCCAAACAUGGGUCCUUAAACAGACCAAUUGGGCCAAAAAGAGGCGCAAAAAAAUGUGAACAGGGCACCAAAAUGGACCCAGGCAGGAAAAAACAUAGAAAGAAGGGGGAAAAAUACAUAAGGUCUGCAGAAGGGAAAAUACAAUCACCAAAGCAAGGUGAAAAAAGCCAGUGGGGUGACCCCAGUCAACAAGGGAAAGGAAGAAAAAUCUUUAGCUGGUCUGAGACCCUGGGCACAGCAUAGAACACAUUUAUAGCAAACAAGUACAAAAGCCCAGUAAUAUAACAUUACAAGUUCAACUAAAAGGAAUAAGAGACAGAAAAUAACAGCCUAACAUAAGCAGUAUAACUAGAAAUCUGGAGCAGCAAAGAAAGAUGUGCUGAGUAUUAUACUGGGACUUGGUAUAGGAGUGUCAGGGUUACAGAAUGAUCCAGCACGUAGAAUUGUGUAACACAGAGGACUGAUAGGUAACGUAUACCGGACGUUAGAAUGGCCGGACUAACGUACCAAAGAAUAGUCAGAAAUAGCCAAGGUCAAUGGAAACAGAAAGAGACACAACAAUAAGGAAAAGCCAGGAGUCAGGGAUGCCAGAAAACAGGGAAGUCAAAAACAAUGCCAAAGUCAAAUAACCAGAAUUACCAGAAUAAAUAACGCGCUCUCGGACAACCACAAGGGAAACCACGACAGGGCACUGAGCAGGAUGAGAACUGGGCCUAAAUACCCCUCCUUUAGUUCUGAUAGGCUGUAACCGGCCUUUGACCCCAAAGGCAGUUACAGGUUCCCAUUUGCAUAAUUGCUGCUCAGCAUUAACCCUUCUGUGGAUUAGGUUGCUGCUCAGCACAACGUUUCCUGUGUGGGCAGUAAAUGCCAUUAAUCAUAUUUUUAUGUGCGGAUGGAUACGUGACAGGGAGUGGCUUAUAUCUACAUGUAUACCAUAUUUUUCUUACUGUUUUUGUAUUCUUUGCUGUUAUUGGUGGACAGUAAAGAAAGGGACAUGCACCAUGAGCCUCCGUGUCUUGUUAUAAAAUCUGGCAACCCCUUGAGAUUCCUACUUGACGGAUUGGAUUUGCCUUUUUCAAUUUAAGAAUGCUAAAUACCACAGUGCAACAACACCAGGUAAUUUUAACAGAAAUUAAGUUGAGAAACAGUUCUGUAGAUCCUGUAACCACAUGUUAAGCGUUUGAUACAUUUACUGAUAUUUGGGUAUGCAUGACUGUUUAGUGGACUGGCCACUCCCACACCAGAGGGAAACUCUUAUCCCAUAAACCUCUGCACAGCAUAUGCUGUUGGAUAAAAUGUUCCUCUCCAAGAGCAGUCCCACCCAUGCUAUAGGACAGGGAUAGGCAACCUUCGGCACUCCAGAUGUUGUGGACUACAUCCCCCAUAAUCCUCUUACACCCAUAAUGCUGGCAAAGCAUCAUGGGAGGUGAAGUCCAAAACAUCUGGAGUACCUAAGUACCUGUGCCUGUUAUAGGAUAAGUGGAAUACCACGACUGCUACAAUCAGGGCCGGACUGGCCCACCAGGAUACCGGGAAAUUUCCCGGUGGGCCGCGGCACCUGGGGGCCGGCCGCGUUCCUGGGCCGGCCCUUUAAAUACUGCAGCCGCCCGAGCGCUCUGUGAAGAGCGGUCAGGCGGCUGCAGGCCCCUUCCUUCACGAGAGCUGCACUCCGGUCCGCGGUGGCCGGCCGGCCGGAGUGAUAGGAAGGGGCACACUGAGUGUGCACUUCCUGUCAGUCCGGCCGGUGACAGGAAACAGAAACUCUGCGCGGAACAGGAGUUUCUGUUUCCUGUAACCGGCCGGACUGACAGGAAGUGUACACUCAGUGUGCACCUUCCUAUCACUCCGGCCGGCCAGCCACCGCGGACCGGAUUGCAGCUCGGCCACGCUACAGGGGAGGGGUAAGAAGAGGGGAGGGGAGGGGAGGGGAGAAGCUGCAGCCGCCUGAGCGCUCUUAACAGAGCGCUCAGGCGGCUGCAGUAUUUAAAGGGCCGGCCUUGCAGACCUUGCAGGACCGGUGUAUUACUUAGGAUAGCUAAGGACAGCACCUAACCCUAAAAGCCAAUUCUCUAACCUGAUGGGGUUUGUCUCCAUGAAUUAUGUACUUGAACGUAUGUAGAUACAAACCUUGAGUAUUGGUCCUAUUGCCUUGGACGAGUCACAGGAAGUCUUCAAUUUAUAUAUAUAUACUUACUUCUUGAAGGGAACAAGUCCGGCCAAGGUAUCCUAGGGGUAAGAUAGAUGCUAGAGGAGCCUAAGUGUGCCACUGGUAUGCCUGGUGUAAAAAUUUUGAAUGUAUGGAAGAACCCGUGUAAGAUGAGGGACCUGAACGUUGAUCCGUAAGUAGAGACAAGCCCCUGGGUAUCCACAAUUGUGAAUUUAAAUGAUAAGAAGGCGGAGUUAGGCCUUAAGUAGAAACGUAAUCUUAGUGAGUAAGAUUAAACAAUACCUGGUGAUGGAAUACGGGAUACCAGGUGGGCUGUUAGUGGUUGAUGGUGUAGAACUUGGUGAUACUGCGGUAUUGACGCAGGUCUAAGUAAUGAAAUGUAGAAAUUAAAGACAAGCAAUGUAUCGUUACAAUUAGUAGUAGCAAAGUGGUGAUGGUUUAGGAGGUGAUUGUCGUAGAAAUCGCAGUGCAGGGUCUUUGCCGUGGCCCGUUUAGAAGUUUAGAACCCACCUUGGGGUGUGGGGGGGAGGGGGUGGAGGCUGAAUGAGGCUGUGGAGGCUGGAUGAGGCCUCAGGGAAAGACAAAUUCAACUGGAAAACAAAAACAACUGGUAAACCUUCUUACCUGAUACAGUAAUACAGGAUACUGGGGUAACACUUCCUGGAGACUGUUAGAAGGAAAUGUAGUAGAGCCUAAAAACAUGCGCAUACUAAGUCUAACGAACCAGUAUAUAAGGUUUUAGGAAACAGAGAUUUGCAAUCGUGCUUAUGGACUGUAAUGAGCCUGGUGAAAAAGGAACCGUUAGAGCUUAACCUAUAGCAUGUCAAAACAAAGAUAAAGACGUAGUGUAACGGAGACCAACCUAGUUAUGACCUGUGUAAAAAAUUAGGUGUCCCAUAAAUUAAUAUGCCCAUAGCCGAGUAAUAGUGAAAAACAGAUUAACUAUAUGUUAGCCAGUAGUAACUAAUGAGCCAUAUGCUUAACACAUUAAAAUAUAGGAUGCAGAGAAAGUGAAAGGUGAGUUCCUUUGUUUAAACGAAUGACAUGAUGAAAUACAUUAAACAACAGAUUAGUGACUUUAGACCUUGAAGCCUCCUGCGUUCAGCUAAAUGAACAAACGGAGAGGACUGUGAGCAUAAAAAGAAAAUACCUGCGGUCGGUUAAUGGACCGCACGAAAGAACAAACGAAAGCCAUAUACAUAGCGGUCAGCUGUUUAUCCAUACAAAUAAUUAGACGUACGUGAGUGACCGGAAGCCGGGUAGCAAUGUCGGUAAGAAGCCGGUUGACAAGCACGGAGGUGGGAGGCAGGAGAGCUGCUGGAGACAAACUGCUGCUGGAGGCUGGAAUUUGAAGGGAACUAUGGACCAGAAGUGCUGGGACAAACAGCUUGAACGUUAAAGGUGAGUAGGGGGGUAGGAGUUUAUAUAAGGGAUAUAAAUCCUCCCACAAAUACAGGACUAAUGGCCUUUAACAUGUGAUUUCUGUUCUUAUUCCAGUGAAGAAUGAUUGAUGGCAGACACUGGGCCAUUGUAUAACUGAGUCAUGCCUUCUUAAAUCCACACAAUAAAGAAAGUCACCUGUUUGUCCUUCAGGUGGGUGAGUACAAGGUUACCAGCAAUGAAGACAUUGGGGAGAUCCUGUCUGUUCGGCUGUACAAGGAAUAUUACCUGGUGACCGAUGAAUGGUUCUGCAAAUAUGUCGAUGUGACAUCCCCAAGUGGACACACAUAUCAUUUCCCAUGUUACCAGUGGCUUUCAGGCCCCAGGAUUCUGGAAAUCCCAGAAGGAAGAGGUAUGGUCUUCUCCAAAGUGGAGUAUGUGGCAAUGUGAUUUGAAUAAAAACCGAAUGAUACGAGAACUCAUUAACUUGCUAAGUUAUAUAGCUAUGGUUAUAUGGCCGAAGGGUGACUGACUUGUUAGUUGUGUCUCCUUUUUGCCCAGUUUUUGCUGCAUUUCUGCUGGGUGUUAUUGCUGUGUUUGUUCUUUGGUUGUUAAAAUUGCACUGUGUUAACACUAUGUUGAUAGUGCUGUGUUAUUGCUGUGAUAGUGCCGUGUUAUCACUGUGAUAAUACCGUGUUAUUGCUGUGAUAAUACCGUGUUAUUGCUGUGAUAAUACCGUGUUAUUGCUGUGAUAUUGCCGUGUUAUCGCUCUGAUAGUGCUGUGUUAUUGCUAUGAUAAUACUGUGUUAUUGCUGUGAUAAUACCGUGUUAUUGCUGUGAUAAUACCGUGUUAUUGCUGUGAUAGUGCCGUGUUAUCGCUCUGAUAGUGCUGUGUUAUUGCUGUGAGAGUGCCGUGUUAUAGCUGUGAUAAUACCGUGUUAUUGCUGUGAUAGUGCUGUGUUAUUGCUGUGAUAGUGCUGUGUUAUUGCUGUAAUAGUGCUGUGUUAUUGCUGUGAUUGUGACGGUAGUAAACUGUAUCACCGUCAAGCAUUCCCUUCUUCCCUUAAAAGAAAAUCACCAAGUAAUCCACAGGAAUAAAUAUCGCUGGUGGUAUGGGCAAAUAAUCCAAACAUGAGCCAAAGCUUAAUGCUGGAACAAGACUGAUUUACUGGAAGUAACAGGCAUUCAAUUUAUACAAUAGCAGACUCCUCCUCUGGGCCAGGCUAGAUAAUUGAGUUUCAGCAACAUACUAAACUCAGUUAUCUGCUGGCCAGAAACAUUAACAAUUUUUAACAUUUUUAGAAAAGUACUUUCUGCAUAACAUACAAAUAUAAUAAUCACAUCCCUGGGUAGCUGAGGAUACUGGGAGUCACAGUUCCAAAUUUCACGAUAAUCCGUUCGGUAGUUUCCGUGUCGCAUCGUGUGGUGGUAUCCGAUUUAGAGUCUGAUUUAGAGUUCCAUGAAAUCAGCAGCAAGAGCCGGUCUCCGUUCGCGCCUAGUUACAUGAAAACUACCGUACGUAUGUUGCAGCUUGUUACAUGCGAAUGCUCCCCUUGUUCGGUAGAUUAAAACUCCCGAAUGCCGGUUUUAUACCUUGAAUGGAAAGAAGCCAGUCGGGACUUCCAUACUGACCGGCCGUUCGCGUGAUUGCCAUGCCGAAAACAGUUCCAGGCAAUUCACGCGUAAGUCCCGCUGGCUGCAUUCGGGAGAUUUAAGAUGGCCGCCAUCCUUUGUUCUCGCUACGUGUUCAUAUGCCGAAUGGCGGCCACCUAGGAGCACUCAAUUAAGUUGUGGUUUUCGUGUGAUUACUCGAUGUUCCAAGUUCUGAUUGCCACCCAGGGUGGUCUCCGUUUGGUAGAACGAAUACAUUUUCCCAAACACAAAAUUAAACGAAAACGUCCAAAAGCAGUUAAACAGCAGGGAGAAGCUAUAACCGAAUGCACACGGGUGAGUAUAGGAGAAUCCUUUACACUGAUAAUACCGUGUUAUCGUUUUGAUAAUACUGUUAUUGCUGUGAUAGUGCCGUGUUAUCACUCUGUUAGUGCUGUGUUAUUGCUGUAAUAGUGAUGUGUUAUUGCUGUAAUAGUGCCGUGUUAUCGCUCUGAUAGUACUUGUUUAAUGCUGUGUUAAUGCUGUGUUAUUGCUGUGAUAAUACCCUGUUAUCACUGUGAUAGUGCCAUGUUAUUGUUGUAAUAGUGCCGUGCUAUUCAUUUGCGUCCGUCAAUGGCCAGUGGGACCUCGAUGCUGUAUUCAUGGAGCGAAGGCCGGGUACAGAAUCAUGCAAAUCCCCGCUACCCGUCUGGUUGUCCCGUCCGUUCGUGAUGCGAAUGAAGCCAGCCCUGGAGAGACACUUAACCUGCGGUUAACCGCAGACUGCAAUGCUUGAGGGGAGGUUGAUAAGCGGCACGCUCCGCUCGCCGGGUGGCCGGCUAUUCGGUACUUUGCUGGGUGACGGGGUUAAGUGGCGGCACAUGCCUAGGGCUGGGUGGUCGGCUGUUCGGUACUUUGCGGGGUGACGGGGUUAAGUGGCGGCACACGCCUAGGGCUGGGUGGUUGGUUGUUCGCACCGACGAAUGAGGCUUUAUAAUAGUUUGUAUGAUCCAUCGCCUGGCCUGAAUGCUGUUAAAAUAGAGUCUCAAUAAGUAGAAACUGGGAAUAACAAUGUAACAAGUCUGUGUAAUGGAGUCUCUGUAACAAUGCUCCCUCUUUGUGGAACACUCUGGCAGACACUGUCUGACCCCUUUUCAGGGCAGACUAAGGCUGUCCAGACUGAAGAAUUAUGCUGGACUGAGGUCAGUUUGCUAUGAUAACCUGUCGGCAUUGCCAUUCUGUUUCCCGGGUCGGUAGGUGAUAGUAAAAUUAAACGGUUGUAGUGAUAAGCUCCAGCGUAAUAGUCGUCCAUUAUCCCCAGCGACCCGGUUGAGCCACACCAACGGGUUAUGGUCUGUCACCAGAGUGAACUCUUGUCCAUACAAGUAGGGGGUUAACUUCUUUAGUGCCCAUACCAGGGCCAAACACUCCUUUUCCACCGCGGCAUAGCUGACCUCUCGUGGCAGGAGUUUUCGGCUGAUGUAGGCAAUCGGGCGUUCCUUCCCAUUGUCUCCUACUUGGCUGAGGACAGCUCCCAGCCCGAACAUGGAAGCGUCUGUAUGAACAAUAAAACGUUGAUUAGGGGCUGGGGCAGCCAAGACAGGAGCAUUACUUAAAGCAGUUUUUAGUGUUUGAAACGCGGUUUCACAGUGGGGAGUCCACAGGACCUGUCGAGGAAGAUUCUCCUUGGUUAAGUCCGUCAGGGGUUUGGCUAUCACGCUAUAGUCUGGCACGAACCUUCUAUAGUACCCAGCCGUGCCCAGAAAGGCUAGCACUUGGGUCUUAGUGGUGGGGGUGGGCCAAUUUGCGAUCGCCUCUAUCUUAGCUGGCUCUGGUCGCUGUUUCCCACAUCCCACUCGGUGACCCAAGUACUGUACCUCAGCCAUCCCAAAAUGGCAUUUCUCUGGCUUCAGAGUCAGGCCUGCAACCCGAAUCUGAUCCAGGACCAUUCCCACCUGGGCUAAGUGUUCCUCCCAGGACUCACUAUGAAUCGCUAUGUUAUCCAGGUAUGCGCAGGCAAAAUCCUGGAAGCCAUCAAGGAGUCUAUCCACCAUUUCCUUUUUCAUCCCUGCUAUGACCGCCUCAGGAAUCCGGUAGGGGGCCUGUCUUAAAGGUUGCUGCCCUGGGGUGUCCACUUGGUAAGUGGCUGGGAGAAUAUGGACUGUUUCUUUUAGAGCAGUUGGUGUAACUGCUCCCUCUCUACUGGGUUCAGUUGGUCCCCUAUCUGCACUUGGCCCACUAGAUUUGACGGGUCUUUCUGGGUAAGCAAGUCGGGUAUGGGGAGACUAUCGGGGUCUUUGGUUGCCGGGCUACAUAUGGCCGCUAUAUCUUCGGGUUGUUGAAGAUAUUCCUUUAGCAUAUUUACGUGGAAUAUCUUCCUUAAGUUCUCGUCGUGACAGCUGGCAAUCACAUAGGUAGUGUCCCCUCUUUACUCUACUACCUGGUACGGUCCCUGCCAGGCUGCUUGCAGCUUGUCUGCUUUGAAAGGUUUAAGCACCAUUACUUUCUGUCCUACACAAAAACUCCUUCGUCUCGCCCCUCUGUCAUACCAGACCUUCUGUCGCUUCUGGGCCGCCUGGAGGUUAGCCUGGACGAACCUGGCUAAUUGCUCCAUGCAGUCCCUAAGCUCCAGUACAUAGGGCACAAUGGGCACUCCAGCAUUCUCCGUCUCUCCCUCCCAGUGCUCACGGAUCAGGUUUAGGGGCCCCCGCACCUUAUGCCUGUAGAGCAGUUCGAACGGAGAGAAUCCGGUUGUUUCCUGGGUUACCUCCCGAUAAGCGAACAGGAGGUGCGGUAGGAAUCGUUCCCAGUCUCUAUAUUCCUGGGUGAACGUUUUUAACAUCUGUUUUAGGGUUCCAUUGAACUUCUCACAUAGCCCAUUAGUCUGAGAAUGAUAGGGGGAGCUGAGUAGGGAUUUUAUUUCACAGACAUGCCAUAGUUGUUGGGUUAGUUCCGCAGUGAACUGAGUACCCCUGUCGGAUAGGAGCUCUCUAGGGAAUCCUACCCGAGAGAAUACUUGCAUUAGCUACGGUGUCCGCCUGAAUAUUGGAUAGAGAGACACUGCCUCUGGGUAGCGGGUAGCGUAGUCCACCACGGUAAGAAUGUAUCUUUUUUCGGAUGGACUAGGGGUGGCGAGUGGUCCUACUAGGUCGAUGGCUACCCGACUAAAAGGCUACUCUAUAAUGGGCAUGUUCAUGAGGUGAACAUGCCCGUUGGCAGACCUCACAUGUGUUGCAGUAUGUACGCACAUCUGCCUGCACUCCUGGCCAGAAGAGGGUAUGGGUGAUCCGUUUGAGGGUACGGGUCACUGCUAAAUGUCCAGCUAAUGGGAUGUCAUAACCCACUCAGAGUAUAUCUCGUCUAUACUUGUGGGGUGUGACGAGACCAAUCUCGCCACAUUGCAUUGGAGAAGCCUGGUUGCUCGCCUGCUGCCUCUGGACUAUGGCCCCCUGUUAAAAGACUUUAUUUUUGCCUGCAGAAAAGCUGUAUUCGUGCUUUUCUGCCGGUUGUUCGGUAGUUUCAAUCUACCGAACAACCGUACGAAUGACUGGACCACCUGGGAGCUGGAGUAUGCCGGCAAUUAACCUCCCUGAAGCUGCGGUUAACCGCAGCUUAAUUGAUGAAUGCUGGGUGGCCGCCAUUCGUAUCCCGAACAUGAGGUCGCGGCCAUUUUAAACCAUACGAAUGAACAGCGGUGUUCGCCUCUAUUUUCAUGGAACUAAAAUCGGACACAGUUUUGCGCGAACACCGCUGAAACCGCCGACCUCCCUUCUUGUUCGGUGAAAGUGCACGAACGGCCCGGUGUUCGGUAUUUUUGUUCAAAUAUGUUAUACCCCAGAUAGGAAUCCCAUGGAGCCCAUUCGUAUGAAACUGACUGUAAAGACUUUGGCUCCAUGGCGAUUAAACUGUAUUCGUGUGGUCUGAGUGCCAUUCACUUAAUAAUGUGCACUCAGACCUGAGCUAUCUGGGGAUAUGUUACAUGUCUGUGUUUUGUGGAAUAAAUGUUACUUUGUGUAUUUUAAAGUAUAAUGCUGGUUUUGUGUCCCCACAUGUGUAAUGGAGUUUUGCCUUUGUCUUGGGAGAUAAUUGAGUUACUUCCCAAUUAUCUCUCAGGGCAGAGGGGAGGAAGCCAGGAUGCAUUGUGGGAGAUACUGUGACUGUGUGUCCUAUUUGUCUAACUGUCUGUCCCUUGUCACAGUCUCCCAUUUGGUCCCCUAGGGGAGUGUCCACCAGGUGGGAGACCUGCAUAAAUACUGGGCAGGUAGCCCUCAUUAAACAGACCACUGCUUGACCCUCAACACGGAGCCUUGUCUCGUCUUUGGGGGGAUUUACUGUAUGCUGCUAAGGACUGAUUGCCAGGAGUGUAAGCCGCUUGGGAGCUUUUCCUGUUCGUCUGGUAGCAGCAAUUCGUAUGGUUCCUGUUCGUGUAUUUGGAGUGCUACCUUAUUCCCUUGUAUGCCGUUCGGGAGUUUGGAGCAUUCACUUGUAUGCAGUUCGAGUGUUUGGAGCAUUCCCUUGUAUGCCGUUCGGGAGUUUGGAGCAUUCACUUGUAUUCAAUUCGUGAGUUUUGGUGAUUCUACAGUAGCUGUGCCUGUCUCUGAAAGGGGAUUAUCGUCUAAGCGGUUUUUUCCCUUUUUGUGCAAAACGGUCCGUUACAUGGGGAAUGACUAGCUGCCUCCUAUGGUUCCCUUUCUUUUCGGUAUGUCUGUAUAGUCUGCCCUGUUCCCAUGCUCUCUUGGUCUGAUCCCCCGGUCCCUGUAUCGGCUCGGGUCGGUUUUAGUUUCAUCCUCAAAGGCUGCAGGGGUAUCCCAGGGUAAUGGGGACGGGUGGUUGGUCACAGUCGGGUUCUGUCUUACCUGAGUCUCCCGCACUGGUGAAUGGUCUUGAGUCCUUCCUGCUUGUGACCGGGUAGUGACAGGGUGCGCCUCCGAGUUGUAGGAAGGAGCAUAUGCAGAAGUCAUGGGUCCCAGGUCGUUGCCCAGUAGAACCUCGGCUGGCAAAUUGUCCAUGAUCUCCACUUUCACAAUUCCUUUUCCCGCACCCCAACCCAAAUGGCCUGAAUGCCGUUAAAAUAGAGCCUCAAUAAGUAGAAACAGGGAAUAACAAUGUAACAAGUCUGUGUAACGGAGUCUCUGUAACAAUGCUCCCUCUUUGUGGAAUACUCUGACAGACACUGUCUGACCCCUUUUUGGGGCAGACUAAGGCUGUCCAGACUGAAGAAUUAUGCUGGACUGAGGUCAGUUUGCUAUGAUAACCCGUCGGCAUUGCCAUUCUGUUUCCCAGGUCGGUAGGACAUUUGUAAAUGUCCCCUCCAGCCACCCGGACCGCAACGGUGUCCGUGGAAUGCCUGUGUGCUGGUACCAGUCGGCCUAGUACCAGGGUAAUAGUGGCCCCUGUGUCUCUCAACCCCUGUGUGGGGCGACCCUCCAGCAAUACCUCCUGCCUGUGGUGCUGUCGGUUGUUAUUCGCCACAUAUACUGGGUUCGCUUCGUGUAGGGGUCCCAAAUAUUCCUCUAGGGGACUUUCUUGUUCGACACAGAAAGCGCAUGCUGGGCGGUUGUUUCCUGAGGAAGCUGCAUUGUAAUUCCUCAAGGGAUAGUUGCUGUUGAGGGGGCAGUUAGCAAUGAGGUGCCCUGGCUGCUUGCAUUUGUAGCAGGUGAGAUGGGAACGUUCCUGUGGGUAAUGGUUGGAUGGUCCGGCGUAUCGGGUAGGUCCCGCCGGCAUCGGCGUGCGAAACUCCGUUCGUGGGUUUGGUCGGUACGUGUCCCUUGGUUCGGUGCGAGUGGCCAUUCGGGAGCUGCUAAAUUCCUGGACCCGAGCAUCCCGGUGUUCGUCAGCCAGUCUCGCUGCCUCGUUAAGAUCGCUCGGUCGGUGAUCCUUUAACCACUCUUGGUCUUUUGCUCCAGUCCCUCGUAAAAAUGUUCCAGUAAAAAUAAUUCCAACACUUCGGCUGCCGUGACUGCUCGACACCCAUUUAUCCAAUGUGUAGCUGCUCUCCGGGCCCAUUCGGCAUGGGUAUCAUUUGGCUUCUUUUUAGUGUUGCAGAAUUGCCUGAGAUACGUGUCAGGGGUUACUGCGUACCGUCUCAAUAAAGUGUCCUUUACAAGCUUGUAUUGAGCGACGUCCUCCGUGCUAAGAGUCCUGAACGCCUCCAUUGCCCGCCCGGUUAGUUUCCCUGCCAGUAUCCGCGGCCAGGCUGUUGUGGGAAUUUGAUGCAAAGCACACUGUCUCUCAAAAUCGGUUAGGAAUUCGUCGAUCCCCAUCUCGUUCUCCAUGAAUGGCUUAAAUGCCGCAUAACUCAGGCAUUAUCAAGCGAAUAUAGUCCUUUACACAUAUCAUUCGGUAGCUCAGCGCUGGAUGCAUUACGUGUGCAAAUUGCGCCCAGUUCCCUCGAACAGAGCAGGAGGUUUCUGCCAUAAUAAAGUCCUGUUCAGUAGUCGGAUUCUAAGCCCUCGAUGGCGGCCAUGUUUUUGCGUCCGUCAAUGGCCAGCGGGACCUCGAUGCCAUGGAGUGAAGGCCGGGUACAGAAUCAUGCGAAUCCACGCUACCCGUCUGGUUGUCCUGUCCGUUCAUGGUACGAAUGGAGCCCGUCCGGGAAAGGCACUUAACCUGCGGUUAACCGCAGACCCCAAUGCCUGAGGGGAGGUUGAUAAGCGGCACGCUCCGCUCACAGGGUGGCCGGCUAUUCGGUACUUUGCGGGGUGACGGCGGGACCUCGAUGCCAUGGAGCGAAGGCCGGGUACAGAAUCAUGCGAAUCCCCACUACCCGUCUGGUUGUCCCAUCUGUUCUUGGUGGGUGGUUGGCCGUUAGAACUUUGCGGGGUGACGGGGUUAAGUGGCGGCACACGCCUAGGGCUGGGUGGUCGGUCAUUCGCACAGAUGAAUGAGGCUUUAUAAUAGUUCGUAUGAUCCGUUCGCCUGGCCUGAAUGCCGUUAAAAUAGAGUCUCAAUGAGUAGAAACAAUGUAACAAGUCUGUGUAACGGAGUCUCUGUAACACAAACAUAUGUCAAAAUCAUCCAAAUUGGUCCAUUGGUUCUGUAAUGGACCGUUUUGACCAAAAGAGGUUAAAAACUGUUUAGGCGAUAUUCCCCUUUUUCAGCUGCACCGACAGCUACUGCAAGCACCAAUCUCCUGAACGGCAAACCCACGAAUUCACCAACUCCCAAACUGCAACCAAGGGAAUACUCGAAACUCCCGAACUGCAUACCAAGGGAAUACUCAAAACUCCCGAACUGGAGACACACGAAUAGCUGCUAGCAGACGAACAGGAAAAGCCCCCAAGCGGCUUACACUCCUGGCAAUCAGUCUCUAACAGCAUACAGUAAAUCCUCCCCCAAUAAUGAGACGACACUUCACUUUGAGGGUUAAGCAACUCAUUUACUGGGGCUAACUGCCCGGCUUUUAGGCAGGUCUCCCACCUGGUGGACACUUUCCUAGGGGACCAAAUGGGAGACUGGGACACAAAGGGUAAAAGGACCAAUCACAGACUUACACAUUUCAACCAUCCCACAAUGCAUCACAAUCCCUCCUCUCUGCCCUGGAGAUAAUUGGGAAGUAAUUCAAUUAUCUCCAAAGACAGAGGCAAAACUCCAUUAACCACAUGGCAGAAAACAAACAGUAAAAGACAUAAAAUUACCUACAGUUACAUUCAGUACAUAAAACAUAUACGUUCUACAUAUCCCUAGAUAGCUCAGGUCUGAGCGCACAUUAUUAUGCGAAUGGCGCUCAGACCACAGUUUAAUCGCCAUGGAGCCAAAGUCUUUACACAGUCCGUUUCAUGCGAACGGGCUCCAUGGGAUUCCUAUCUGAGGCACAACACACUCAAACAAAACUACUGAAAAACUGUGUCCGAUUUCAGUUCAAUGAAUUAAGCGUCGAACACCGCUGUGCAUUCGCAUGUUUAAAAUGGCCGCGACCUCGUGUUCGUGAUACGAAUGGCGGCCACCCAGCAUUCGUCAAUUAAGCUGCGGUUAACCGCAGCUUCAGGGAGGUUGAUUGCCGGCACACUCCAGCUCCCAGGUGGUCUAUUCAUUCGUGCGGUUGUUCGGGAGAUUGAAUCUACCGAACACCCGGCAGAAAAGCACGAAUAAGUCUUUUCUGCAGGGAAAAAAGAUGUCUUUUAACAUGGGGCCAUAGUCCAAAGGCAGCAGGCGAGCAACCAGGCUUCUCCAGUGUACAGUGGCGAGGUUGGUUUCGCCACACUUCUCCCCUUUACCAAUCAGACUAACAGGGUAUCUGACCUCAUGCCGGUCAGUGCCCUUGUUAGUCCAGCAGCCCACCCACAAAACACAAUCAGUAAUACCGCCCACCCACAAGAACUGGUUACUACACCUGGGUAGAGGAGAACGUUGUCCAUGUCCAGGCGUCUCACCAUGGCUGUGUGGGUGACUGGUAAGCGGACUGGGUGGGUUGCUGAGUGGGCAGAGACCAGCGGUACUCUGUCCUGGUGCCAGCACUACCACGGGAGUAGUCUGGUUGGAGCCUGGUUGCUGGAGGGGGAGACCGACUGUCUCUCCUUUGGCUAAACCGCCCUGUCGCUUGGGGGCAGAACCGACAGUCCCUACCCCCUGUGCUAUAAGUGCAGAGACCACGGUCCCAUCUGCACGGUUGUGGGGCUUCUCAUCUCCCCUUGGUGGGCUACAAUUCUCAUCUCCCCUUGGUGGGCUCUUCUCCCUGACACUCUCCCGGCUGGGGGAGAGGGGGACCGACUGUCUCCCCUUUCAAUAUAUUGUCCUGCUGAUGGGGAGGGAGGAUGGUACUUUCGGCUCCCUGGGACUCACUUGACUGCUGAGGAGAGGGACCAACUGUCUCCUCUCCUAAGAACACACACGGCCGCUGGGGAGGAAGGACGGCACCGUCAGCUCCCUGGGACACACUGCCGCUGGGGAGGAAGGACGACACCUUCAGCUCCCUGGGACACACACUGCCGCUGGGGAGGAAGGACGACACCUUCAGUUCCCUGUAAUACACACUGCCGCUGGGGAGGAAGGACGGUACCUUCAGCUCCCUGGGACACACACUGCCGCUGGGGAGGAAGGACAACACCUUCAGCUCCCUGGGACACACACUGCCGCUCGGGAGGAAGGACGACACCUUCAGCUUCCUGGGACACACACUGCCGCUGGGGAGGAAGGAGUCACCCACCUUCAGCUCCCUGGGACACACACUUCCGCUGGGGAUCCUCGCAGGACCAUUCUAGGAGGUCCGCCACCUCGGGUACCGCUGGUUGCUGUUGGGGAACAGGACCGGUUGUCUCUUCCCGGGCCUCAUUGAUGAGUUGCAGGUAAUGCCACUCCAGGUCACAUUCCUUGGCGACCAGAUACCGUAGGUCUGUCUCGAGAUCAACAGCGCUAGGGAGACCCAGCAUGUCUUCUCGGUCGUAACACAGGUCCCAAAAAUGAGAAUCGGUAGCUUUCCCAAAGUCCUCAUCAUCAAUAUUAUCCCAAAAUAGGCCAGGGCCAAUGUAAUCUCUGGGAACUCAUACUCUGCCAUCUCGGGGACACACUGAGCUGCGUACCACUGUAUCGCCUGGUAUGCGUCGUCGAGCACCAGUUCUGCAUAUAGUAGAAUCUCGAGUCUAGUCACCCACGCUUCUUCGGUCUGUUUUCUCAGGAGGGGCUUCCGCUCUGCCAUUCAAGCCAGGAUUCGCUGCCUUCUGCUGCGGCGCCGAUCCCCUCGCGAAUACUGUACUUUCUCUAGGGCUUCGUCCCACAACCCGGCUCUGGCAAUCUCUCUGUACCUCAACAUGUCCUCCUCUAACACUGCUCCAGACCUCAGGGAUAUGCAACAGUACAAUCUAUUUUGAAACUUCUCCUCCAUUUUCUGAGUUCCUUUGUAGAUAGGGGCGCUGUACGGGUACUGGCGUUGCCCUCAAUUUGUAAUCCAGGAACUGGUGUUGUCUUAUAGCUGUCCUUCUGGGCUGUGGAAAUGAUCCCGUCGCUUGCCACCAAUUGUAACGGACCGUUUUGCCCAAAAGAGGUUAAAAAACGUUUAGGCGAUAUUCCCCUUUUUCAGCUGCACCGACAGCUACUGCAAGCACCAAUCUCCUGAACUGCAAACCCACGAAUUCACCAACUCCCGAACUGCAACCAAGGGAAUACUCGAAACUCCCGAACUGGAGACACACGAAUAGCUGCUAGCAGACGAACAGGAAAAGCCCCCAAGCGGCUUACACUCCUGGCAAUCAGUCUCUAACAGCAUACAGUAAAUCCUCCCCCAAUAAUGAGACGACACUUCACUUUGAGGGUUAAGCAGGAACUCAUUUACUGGGGCUAACUGCCCGGCUUUUAUGCAGGUCUCCCACCUGGUGGACACUUUCCUAGGUGACCAAAUGGGAGACUGGGAGACUGGGACACAAAGGGUAAAAGGACCAAUCACAGACUUACACAUUUCAACCAUCCCACAAUGCAUCACAAUCCCUCCUCUCUGCCCUGGAGAUAAUUGGGAAGUAAUUCAAUUAUCUCCAAAGACAGAGGCAAAACUCCAUUAACCACAUGGCAGAAAACAAACAGUAAAAGACAUAAAAUUACCUACAAUUACAUUCAGUACAUAAAACAUAUACGUUCUACAUAUCCCUAGAUAGCUCAGGUCUGAGCGCACAUUAUUAUGCGAAUGGCGCUCAGACCACACGAAUACAGUUUAAUCGCCAUGGAGCCAAAGUCUUUACACAGUCCGUUUCAUGCGAAGGGGCUCCAUGGGAUUCCUAUCUGGGGCACAACACACUCAAACAAAACUACCGAACACCGGGCCGUUCAUGCACUUUCACCGAACAAGAAGGGAGGUCGGCGGCUUCAGCGGUGUUCGCGCAAAACAGUGUCCGAUUUCAGUUCCAUGAAUUAAGCGUCGAACACCGCUGUGCAUUCGCAUGUUUAAAAUGGCCGCGACCUCGUGUUGUCGAUGUUAAGACACUCACCGCCAGGUAGAUGAAGCCGCCGUUUAGUAAAUAAUCCCCUUCUCCAGAAAUGCAGUUUAUAUCCAGCCGACCGUCAAACUCCCGAACGAAGUCCACGAACACGGCAACUCUCGAACAACAAAACAGUCGAACGCCUUCCACAGCUAAAAAUAACGAAGCGCUGUCCCAGUAAUAAUUCCCCCCACAAACGAGACCAAGCUCCGUCUUCAGGGUCAAAUCAGGAUCUCUUUAAUGGGGGCUACCUGCCCGGUAUUUAUGCAGGUCUCCACAAGGUGGACACUCCCCGAGGGGACCUUGUGGAAGACUGUAAAAUAUAUUAGACAGUAGCCAAUCGCAGUGGCUUCAAUAUAAGCCCUUCCCAUCUUACCCAUAAAUCCAUCUUCUCUACCCCGGAGAUAAUUAGGAAGAAACCUAAUUAUCUCCCAGGGUAGAGACAAUCGCCAUUUUAAAUUACAGUAGUAAAAAUACAUUAAAAUACAUAACUGAAGAAAUACCGAAUGAAUAUAGUUCGUGUAACGUAUCCCCAGACAGCCUGGAUCUGAGUGCAUGUUUUCACCGAAUAGCGCUCAGAUCCGAUGUAUCUAGUCGAAUCGCCAUGGAGUCAAAGUCUUUUACCAGUCCUUCGGUAUACGAAUGACUCCAUGGGACGGCUGUCUGGGUAAAAGUCCAUACGAAUGAAUAAAAACUCCCGAACGACCGACGUUCGCAUGCCUUGUCGAAAUAGAAGAAUUAAGUGUCCGUUUUUAGUUCCAUACAAUUUGUACCGAACACCGCUAUGCGCUCGUGUGUCCCAAAAUGGCCGCUGCCUCGUGGUCGACAUGCGAACGACGACCACCCGUACGAAUGGAAUGGAGAGGUAUCUGCGUUAACCACAACGUUCUAAUUGGGGCCAAGAGGUUAACCAGCAGCACACUCCUCUCCUGGGUGGUCGUUCGUUCGGUAGUUUCAAUCGGUAGUUUGCAAAUUACACGAACGGGGGUAUACGAACAGGAAAUCCAGCGAACAAAGGGAAACAGACGAACCAGCAAUACAGAUGAAUCUGUCACAGUCAAUACGAAUGGCGGCCACCCAGCAUUCGUCAAUUAAGCUGCGGUUAACCGCAGCUUCAGGGAGGUUAAUUGCCGGCACACUCCAGCUCCCAGGUGGUCUAUUCACUCGUGCGGUUGUUCGGUAGAUUGAAUCUACCGAACACCAGGCAGAAAAGCACGAAUAAGUCUUUUCUGCAGGGAAAAAAGAUGUCUUUUAACAUGGGGCCAUAGUCCAAAGGCAGCAGGCGAGCAACCAGGCUUCUCCAGUGUACAGUGGCGAGGUUGGUUUUGCCACAGGUUCAAAAGAUAGAUCGAAGUCCUUUGUGACCAAAUAAAGCAUGGCUUUUCUGCCCAAAACUAGUUCCACAGAGUCUUCUAUCCUGGAGAUAAUUGGGAAGUAAUCCAUGUAUCUCCAAGGACAGAGGCAAAACUCCAUUGAACACAUGGCAGCAAAAGACAAUAAAACACAUAAAAAUAUAUAACUGUGCAGCCAUUGCACAAAACAGUGCAGCCAUUGCACAUAACUGUGCAGCCAUUGCACAAAACAGAUAGCUCAGAUCUGAGCGCACAUUAUUACUGAAUGGCGCUCAGAGCACACACAUACAGUUCAAUUGCCAUGGAGCCUAAGUCUUUCCCAUAGUCUUUCAUUAUACAAAUGGGCUCCAGGGCAUAGCUAUCUGGGGUAUCACCGUUCAAACAGGGCAAGCACCGAAUGACCCGGCUUUUGUGUCUUUGCAGGGGAAAAUCAAGUUUUCAACAUGGGGCCAUAGUCUAAAUGGCGGGCAACCAGGCUCCUCCAAUGCACAGUGGCGAGAUUGGUCUCAUCACAACCGUAUUAUCGCUGUGAUAGUGCGGGAGGAGUCUUGAUGUUGAGUGUGUGUGUGUGUAUGAUAAUACAGUGUGUUAUUACCGUGUUAGCGCUGUGAUAGUGCUGGAGGAGUCUGAAUGUUGUGUGUGUGUAUGAUAAUACAGUAUGUUAUUACCGUAUUAUCACUGUGAUAGUGCUGGAGGAGUCUGAAUGUUGUGUGUGUGUAUGAUAAUACAGUGUGUUAUUACCAUAUUAUCGCUGUGAUAGUGAACUCAAUGCCGUUCUAUAUUCCACAGAAUCUAUAUCUCUAGAGUGAUAAUGUAUAAUAGUAAUUAUGAUUUUUAUAUUUUAGGGAAAUUAUUAUUGGGUACUGUAAAUCCUGUGAUCCAGCAGCAGCGAAGAACUGAACUGGAUGACAAAAGAAAUACACACCGGUAAGAUGCCAACCAGCCGCAGAAUGUGGCACAGCCAGGUGGAGGGCAGAGUAAUUCUUUUGAGAUAUACAAUAAUCUAUUUAAAUGGAGUUAACCAACAUUGGAAGCAUCCUGGCCGCUCAUGUUUUUAUCUGUCUCUCAGGUGGCGAUUUUACUCAGAAGGCGUUCCCUUUUGCAUACAUGUGGAUAACAUUAAAGAUCUACUAUUGAAUGAUCAAUACUCCUCCACAAAAAUAACAAGCUUUCUCGCUACUUCAGCCACAACGUAGGUAUCCUGUGCAGUGUAAUACGCAUUGAUAGUCAUUGAUGACAUUCAUGUACUAACCCAUCCUCCCGUGAACUUCUUGUUUAACACACAGUGUGAUUGCUACUAAGCUGAAAGGAUAUGAUAGCAGCACAGCAUCGUGGAGGAACCUAAAUGAAAUGGAGAGGGUCUUCUAUUUCAUCACAACAAAAAAUUCAGGUUUGUUUGUCAUAGAGGCGUUGCUAGGUUCCAGAAACACCUGAAGCUUGAUGUGAAGACCCCUGCACUAACAGUGAGGCCUCUCUAUGCUAUGUCCCCAGCUCUCUCCCUAUGACUGUCAUGCCCCUUGUGUAGGAUCUGAAAGUAUGGGUGGAAACAUGCACACACUAUACAGUCAGUUACUGAGCUCGCUCCUAACCAACCAUACUACUCAUAUGCUGGGCAGAACUUUGCACCAAGCAGCCCCUUGCUGACAAUCACCUAGGGCAGGGGUCAGCAACCUAUGGCUUUGUAGCGGAGAGCUGAUUUCCCACAGCUAAACUCCAAUAUAUUAAGAGGAUGCAGGAGCAAGUAGUAAAUCCAAGAGAAUAUUCAGCACAAUCAGCAAUACAAUCCAAUAGUAUCCCAUCACCUUUCCCAAUCACUGGACAACACACAGUAUCAGGAGUAGAACUAACUUUUAAUGGCAACAUUCCUGCUUUUAUGAGAUUCUCCCAUGCAAGGGAGGGAUUCACCACAAUUAGUACAGUAACCAAUCCCAUAGACGUUACCUCCCACACAUCUCCUCCCCUUAGAUUAGCAAAUAAUACAAUUAUGCAAGGCAUACUUUUCCCCACUUUUCAGAUGUACCCCAAAUAUGUGGAAUAUCCCCUUUAAUAUGGUAGCCCUGAUCUGGGUGAGAAACAUAUCCAAAAAUCACCCAGAUCAGACCAGGGGUUCGGGAGUUAUCCAUAGUACAUUCGGUAACGCCCUAGUUACCAAAUCCCUCUAAUCGUGGGAUUCAUCCUACCGAAAGCCGGGCCGUUCGUGGGUUUCCAUCAGUGAAUUCUGAAGUCCUGGAGGUCUUAGCAGUGUUCGGCUAGUUGAGUGUCCGUUUUGAGUUCCAGACAGUCGACGACCAAACACCACUGUUCGCGGAUUUAAAAUGGCUGCCACGUGUUCGGCUGCCGAAAUGGCGAUCACCCAGGGAUUAUAGCGGCGUUUUCGUGCGUACAAGGGAAUAUGAAAAGCAAUCAGGGAGGUAAAUUAUAUCAAUUCUUCACAUCAGGGUGGUCCGGUUCAUUUGGUACUUUGUUCGUAUGGUGAAUUUAGUCGUUCACAUGUAAGCUGGUAUUCUUAUGCCGAACAAAGUAUGGCCACAUCUAGUUACAUGGAAUUUUGUGUACUCCAGGCACAGGAAAAUCUCUGCAGUGCCAACAAUAAACAAAAGGAAUGGGACAGCCAAAAAUGGGUUCUGCUACACCCUUUGCAUGGCACCUUUAAAAAAAGCACAACACCCUCACACACAGCACACAAACAGCACCCUCACAAACACACACACAAACAGCACCCUCACAAAUACACGACACUCACACAAACAGCACCUUCACAGGACAAACACACACAAACACCCUCACACACAAACAGCACAGUCACAAACACACACACACACACAAACACCCUCACAUCACACUAACAGCACCCUCACACACACAUCACACUAACAGCACACAGCACCCUCACACAGCACACUAACAGCACACACAGCAGUGUAUGUGUGUGUGUGUGUGUGUGUGUGUAUAUAUAUAUAUAUAUACACACACACACACAUGCGGCGUGUGUUUGUGCCUAUGGUUUUACACACAGACACAUGCACACACCUUGACACACAGAUACACACACUGAUACACACACUGGCAAAUACGCAACUUGACACACAGGUGCACUGGCACAUACACACAGAUACCCACACACACACUCAGUAACACACACUGGUACAUACUUCCAAACAAAUAUGCUCACACUUGCACAUUCACACAAAUAUGCACAUUGGCACCUACACACAGAUACACACACAAUUUACAAACAUUGUAGCUACAAGAUAGCUUACCUUUUGGGGUCGGGGCUGAGGCAUUUAUGAGUGAGCAUGUAGCCUCUUCCCUCUCACGCGGCUGUCUCUUUAACUGGGAGGAAGUGAGGGGAUGUGCCAUUUAAAGGGCUACCCCUAGGUUUAGGGGUACAUCAAGAAACUGGGGAAAUUUGUGUACAGUAUAAGGGGAUUAUGAUGCAGGCUGAGGGUAGGAGAUGUGUGGGAGGUUACUACUGCCGGAUUGGAUACUGUAGUAAUUAAUGAAAAUCCCUCCCUAGCAUGGGAGCAUGCUUUAUAAGGCCACUGUGAAAUAAAGGUUUUUAGUUCUGCUCCUGAUACUGUGUGUCGUCCAGUUAUUGGGAUUGCUGUUGGGAUAUUGCUGGAUUAUUUUACCUGCUGGAAACCUUGCUUUAUGGAUUUAUAAUUACUUGUUCCUGAGCCUCACUGGGAUCUUAAGCGGAGAUAACCUGGGGAAUACUGGAUUUCCGCUACAGGCUGCUUUGAGAAGGAAAUGUCUGAAGUAAAUUUUUUAAACUAGUAUUUUGUUACUCUUCAUCCACUUGGACCCUCACACCCACAUCCCCACCUCAACCCUCAGAGUCCUAAUGUGCAUCAAGCAAAACUUAACGAGGAUCUGGUGAAGUUAAAAGAAAUGUGUAUUCUACUCAAAUUCAACACUCAGAUGUGAAUCCCAGCUUGCAUAGUUUGGACACAAAACGUUCACAUUUUUAAAUGAUGAUUUGGCUGUGCUGUGUGGUUUUUUAAAAUUAUUUUGUCUUACAGAGCGAGUUUCCCAAGUAUGGAAGGGGGACACCUUUUUUGGGUACCAGUUUCUGAACGGAGUAAAUCCAAUACAAAUCCAACAAUGUUCCAGCAUUCCUGACAACUUCCCAGUGACUGACCACAUGGUGGCUGGGUCUCUAGGGACUUCCACCAACUUCCAGACAGAACUACAGGUGAGAAUGUCCAAUCAAUCAAAACAGUAAAGUAUCCACGGAGAUGUUUUCAGAGUUUUCAGCUCUUCAAUUAGUAGAGGAAGCUCUGUGGUAGUUAUGGUGCUGGGAGUUUUUUAAGGAUGUGAUGGGGUGGAGGGGAACAGUCAUGGUUUAUGUAAUAGAAACUUUGUAUUAGAGAUAUCAAGUAUCCCAGGAAAUACAUAAAAGCACUGUGAACAAUCUAUAGUAUCUCAUCAUGGAUUGCUAACGUUUACAGCAAUGAGUAGCAGAACAUAUGUGGUGCUAGAGAGCAGAUUAUGUGUUAUUGAGUUAACUUGAAAUCCAGUCCAUGUUGACCACAUCUCUCCUGUUGUUUCCUAGCCAGAAAAUAAUACAAAACUGAUCUUGGAGUUAUCAGUAAAGUGACUAACAAGGACUCUAUUUGUAUCUCACUUUACAGAAAGGGAACGUCUUUCUGGCUGAUUACAAGAUUCUCCAAGGACUGCCAAUCAAUACAAUCAAUGGCCAAAAGCAAUACCUCGCUGCCCCGCUAUGUCUCCUUUGGAGAAGUCCCCAGGAUUAUAUAAUUCCUAUAGCAAUCCAGGUGAGGAAUGUGAAGGUGAUGAAUCUGUAUCUUACAGUUAAACUAAAACCAUUUAUACAUACUACCCUAAAACAUAAUAUGCAUUUAUUUAAUGACAGGGAAGGGACACUAUAGUCACCAACAAAUGUGUUUUAAUGAAGCAGUUUUGGUGUAUAGAUCACGCCACUGCAACCUCACUGCUCAAUUAUCUGCCAUUUAGGAGUUAAAUCAACUUGAUUAUGCAGUCCUUGCCACACUUCUCCGAAUGUUACCUGCACAGUCUUCCUAAAUAUUCCUUUAAAGAAGUAAAUGCUUAAACUUCCUUUAAUGUGCAGUGUGUUUAACUUAGAAUUUCAUGCCUCAUGCUCUGUUAAUUGUCUGCUAGAGCUUGCUGCAGCCUCCUGUGUGUGAUUAAAGUUCAAUUAACAGAGAAUUAGAUAAGAACUUUUAUCAUAAACACACUGUGCUGUAAGAUAUAUUUGAAAAUGAAACCAUUUUUUUCAUGCAGGCAGUGUGAGACACAGUCAGGGGAGGUGUGGCAAGGGUUGUAUAAACAGAAACAAAAGUGAUUUAACUCAUAAAUGGCAGAGAAUUGACCAGUGAGGAUGCAGAGGUAUGAUCAAUACAGCAAAACCACUUCAUUAAGAUAAAGUUGUUUGGUGCUUAGAGUAUCCCUUUAAUGACAGUGAAGUUAAAUUAUAGUAAAAUAAGCCAUAUCUUAAGAAUACAUAUGUUAACACAAUAAGUAGUCAUAUUAUUUGAGGAAAGAAAAACAAGUAGCAAGAGAGGUGAGAACAGACAACAGCUCAAUUAGCCUGCCCUUUGGUGGGUCCCCGUUAAGGUCUCAAGCUGGUUUUGGCUCAUCUUGUGUCUUUACAGAGAGAACAUAUCUGAAGUAUAUGAGACUGGUCGGCGCCAUCUUGGUUUUUUCCGAGCGCCGUGGAGGAGUGGUUCCCUGCUCACCACUGAGCAGGUAAGCUCAGCAUGCUGGAGUGGUCGUGCCGCUCGGGCACAGAUGCACAUCACAGCGAGCCGUGACAGUACCCCCCCACUCGAAGACUGCUCACCGGGCAGGAAGGAGCCGGCUUGUGAGGAAAACGGUUGUGAAACGACUGGACAAGACGGGGAGCAUGAACCCGGUCAGCAGGAAUCCAACUACGUAUCCUUUCCAGUCAACCAGAUAAGAUAGAACACCUCUAGAGAACUUGGAGUCUAAUAUAGAUCGGACUUCGUACUCGUCUUGAUCCCCUACUACCCAGGGCGUAUUGAUUGCAAGUGAGGGGCUUAAGCAAUGAUACAUGGAAAGAAUUGUAUGUUUUGUAUUCGGUGCCCAACUAGGUCCAUCUGGGCGUCACUUUUGCUAUAAAACAUGUAUAAAAGACCCGUGUGUGCCAUUAAACCUUCUGUUCCUGUUUGACCCUCCACACGUAGUCUUGUCUCGUGAUUGGAGAGGAACUGCUAUAAUCACACUCGGGAUUGCUAUACUCUGUAUACUCCCCUGGGUUCUAAUCACUUAGCUCUUUUAAGAGCUGUUCCUGUUACGCUGUCCUGAAGGAGAGGUCUCUCCCACACGGUCCAUGAUGUCAUUGGUUGAUCCAGGGUGGAAGGAAGACGGCAGUUAAGCUACGGCGGUUGAGGAGUCUGCGGUGGUUGUGUGUCCAGUGCGGUGCUUAUGGUCCUCGGCGUCAGCUAGGAAGCAUCCGUUAACGGAGGUACCCAGUCGGGGUGCCAGGAGAUCUGUUACAAUGAUCAUUACAAAUACAUUGCUGUGACAAACAUAAUAAAAUUUAAAUUACAAAACAUGUCACAAAAUAUACAGGAAAUUAUAAUAGCAUUGUGACAAACGCUCCUUACCCUUUAUGUUUGCCACAAACUCCUGGAGGAGUGUGGAAGCUAGCCUCCUGCCCACCAACUAUGGGCAAUAUACCUUGUGCCAAACUUAAUAUUUUUCCCUUUUGUUCACAAGACAUUUCCCUGGUUUGUUUUAUAUAGUUCCCAAACAGAAACACUUUCUCUGCGUUCGGUAGAUAAAUCUACCGAACACCGACCACUCCACUGGCUCAUUAACUACAAAGAAACCACAGACUUAAGUGCUCUUUCUGUGUGUUCACAGUUCAUAUAACGUGCUGGAGAAAACAGCGGCCAUCUUGUCGCACGAUUGAUCUCGUGAACACCGGUAAAAUUAUAUGAACGCCUGCUGCUUUCUGCGACAAGCCAGGAGAGUGCUGUUCGUUAGGUUUGUUCGCACGAACAAGCUAAACAAACGCUACCUAUGAGCCAGGGGAAUCGUUCGACAGUUUGUUCGACCGCUACCACUGAAUCUCUGGAACAGAUUUGGGCAUACGCCUCCAGUGCGGUAGGUCAAAACUUUACCCUGGUGGCAAUUAGGCUGUAUUCGUGGAAUCUGAGCGCUAUUUAGACAAUUUGGGCAAUGUGUGCCUUGGUGACAAUAAAUUGCCUAUGACUGAAACCUGGAGUGCCCAAACCUUUCUUUUUUCUUCUAUGAUUUCUGAGAAUUGGUGCUGAGCCCUGGUGUCAUGUUCUCGAUCAGGUAAGAUAGGAUACGAUUGCCAGAUUUAACAGAAGUGACAUUAUUCGAUGCCUUUGACAUGAUAACAGUAUUUUUAGUAUAAUAAAUAAUAAGCAAAAGGGAGAAAUAAUCGUUAAGGAAAUAUGCCCUAUAAAGUAAACAACCAAGAGUGCAAAUCAAAUUUCAGCAAUGUCCAGAUAUGGGUUUUGCAGGUUGUAUUUGUUACGGUACCCUCAGCAUCAAAUGCACAAACCGCCGUUUAGUGAAUCCUCCCUUCUUGCAAUAACACAGGCUUCAUGCGUAUCAAGUACAAUCAUACGAACCGCAAGCAGGGGAACGCUGUAAACUCACGAACGGGAUCCGUACGGGCACUUCACUUCACAAGCUCCAAACUCACGAAUCGCCAAUAGUAGCCGAACGCAUAUAUCUCCCAAGCGGUAAUAAUCCCAUCCGGCAGUCUCUAGUCGUCGGUAAUAAAUCCCCACAAUAACGAGACCAAGCUCCGCAUUGAGGGUAAAACAUGAACUGGCUUUACUGUGGGCUACCUGCCCGUAUUUAUGCAGGUCUCCCACUUGGGGACCAAAUGGGAGACUGUAACAAAAGACAUACAUAUGGCAGGUUAGGACCCACAGACACAGAAUAUUCCCAGCAUGCAUUAGUAUUUCCUCCCCUCUGCCCUGGAGAUAAUUGAGAAGUAAUUCAAUUAUCUCCAGGACAGAGGCAAAUCGCCAUUUUAAAUUCCACACAGAAAAACAUAUAAAAAUACAUAACUUUACAUUUGUAGAAUGUUACCCAUUUGUAUCACAUAUCCCCGGAUACCCUGGAUCUGAGUGCAUAUUAUUGGCGAAUAGCGCUCAGAUCCCAUACGCAUAGUUCAAUCGCCAUGGAGUCAAAGUCUAUUACAGUCUUUUGGCAUGCGAUUGACUCCAUGGGAAGGCUAUCUGGGGUAAGUCCAUCCAUGCGUUUAAACCUCCCGAACGGCCAGUGUUCGCACACUUCUGUCGAUUGAGAAUGGAGGUUGGCGGCUUCAGCGGUGUUUGGCUGAAAGUGUCCGUUUUCAGUUCCAUGAAAUCAAUGCCGAACACCGCUGGUCUUUCGCAUGGUUUAAAAUGGCUGCUGCCUCGUGGUCGACAUACGACCGACGACCACCCUGUAUUCGGUUUUAAUUGAGAAGUGUCUGUGGUUAACCACAACGUUCUAAUUGGGAUCAAGAGGUUAACCAGCAGCACACUUCUCUUCUGGGUGGCCGUCCGUUCGGUAGUUUGUUCGGCAAAAAACGUCCAUUAUACGAACAGAGGCAUAUGAAUGAGUAGUUCCACGAAAACGGCAAAACAGACGAACCAGCAAUCCCAAGUUAUACAGGUGGAUCUGUCACAGUAUUUAUCAAGGUAAUUAGGAUAAUUUCAAUAGCAAUCCAAGAAGGAAGGGUGCAGGAUUGAAUGAAUCAGGUAAGCUGGUUCAAUCAAUAGUAGUCAACGUAGUUAUGGUGCAGGUUUGAAGCAAUUCAGGCAGGUAUGCAAUACAGGCAAGCACAGGAGAGUUCAUAAUAAUCCAAUAUUAACACAGGAUACAGGUGAGUAUGAUGUGACUAGUGGCAAAAACCAGGAACUGCAUUUAAAGGAGCGGUAACAAAAAGAAAAAAGUCUUGCUUAUCAUCAUAAGAAUGUGACACCUGGUUUGUUUGCACCCUUGGUCUAAGGAUGAAGGAUUGAGUGCAGUUCCUGUUAGUUAUCAAUGUUAUUAUGCUUAGUCAUUCUGGCUCAGAUAUUCAUGGGAGUGUUGUGGGGGUGUUCUGGGCAUGGUUCUGUAUCCUUGCUGUGUAUAUAAGUGGGCCAUCUGGCCAUAAAGUCAGUCUUCUUGUACCUUUCAUCAAGUCUAGGCUGAUGUUUGGGUAUACCAGAGCUAAAUUCACUAUGUCACUUGGGAUUUGGAGAACUACAGCAGAUGUACUCAGUCAGAGUAUAGGGGAUCCAUUACACUGGUGGUAGGCGGCGGGAUUUUUCUCCCAAAUGGAUAUCCCAAACCAGGAAGUGCAGUGAAGGGUCUAGCAGCGUCCCUGUCUAAAGAGGAACUCAGGAGAUGGAGCAAGCUAGCCCCGGGCAGCAACCCCAUAUGAGGAGGAGUUCCAGUGGAGACUACAAGGUGCACUGGCCUAGGAUUAUGGCCCUAUUUCAACCAAGGAGGAACUUGACUGGAGAGAGGAGAUACAGCGAGAUCUCUGGUACAAGGCCCUGGAGCAGACUCAAGUUCCAGCGGGAGUGAGCCUUCCCAGUUCAGAACAGUGCAGACAGAAGCAAGCAGUGCUGAGGAUGCUUUGACUGGAGGAUCCGCCCCGGGAAGAGGGAAUCAUAGAACUCCAGCGUCUGAUCAAGAAGGGACUGUGGCUGGACAAAGCAUACCGGGUGCUAUGGUGGUACUCGGUCCAAAGGUCCCGUGAAUGGCAGAAAACAAAAGACCAGAGGGUGAUGACUACAAUGACCCUGGUCUAUUCAGGAGGAGUUGGAGGAGGAUUGGGACUUUGGCAGCACGGAGGAGUCUCGGUAUUGGGAAAUCUAGGAGUACUGUAAAGACGCCCUGGAGGUUUCUAAUACUACAGGCCGGGACCCAGAUAUCACCCGUCUGGUUGCACUAGAAUGGGAACUGGAGCAGGAAUACCAGAACCUUCGAGAAUCAGUUCAACACUGGGACAGCGACGCGCAAACAAGGCUAACAAGCAUAAUAACAUAUUUAUAAAGGGAUGGGGAAGACAAUAACCAGCACAAAAUAUCUGUCCUGCCUGCAGAAUUUCCAAUAUUCAAAUCUACCUGAAUAUGCAAUUUAACCAGCGUUGCUAUUCAGGUAGUGUAUAUUGCUGUUGCUACCAACAGAGGGCGCUCCACUGCCAAAUCCGCCUAGUUGGUAGCAAUCCUCAGCAGUACAGGAGAGCAGGCAAAACAUUUAACAGCAUGCACACACACACACAUUAUAAACACCCUGCACCUAUAAUGGGCACAGGUUGACUUAGACAUAGGAGCCAUUUAGGAACCAUUGUAAAAUGUCCUUUUGCUCCCAGUGAUAGUGACUACCAUCACACAAGGUAAGUAAAAAAAAAAUAUUGCCUCAACAUUUUAGACGGGAGUUUGACUGAGGCAAGGCAAUAGAGGAAGCUCAAGAGUUUGCUUCAAUCCUCAAUGUCUACUUCAGUCCUCACCCUACUUCAAGAGUGCGCGUGACGUAGUUGUGGUGGUGAAAGGGUUAAAGUUCACUAUAUGUCUGCACUAGACCGGAAACAAUGAUAACAUCCCACUUAACACCACCCACACUUAACCAUAAUAAUAUAAAUAUUACUAUUUUAACACCGCCACUGCCAAGACAAUUUAUAAAUGGGGUGCCUUGGUCCCCCAGGAGACGUAAUAAUAAAAACCCACAAAAUACAACUUAGCACAAUACCUAUGCAAUUGCAAAACACUCAUUGAUUAGUCUCUUCAGGUAACGUGAUUCUUUACCGGACAAAGGCAGAACUUAAUAAAAGAAUAUUUAUAAUGAGCAAAAAAUAGUCACAAUGCAUACAACAAUUAGAUGAUAUAUUAUUUACACCAACAACAGAUAAAAACAAAAGGGAUAAAAAAAAACAGAAGUUCUAAACACUUACUCACAUAGGUUUUCAAAGUAAAACUUCUGCCCAGGGGAUCUCUGGCAAGGAAGAUGGUGAUUCACUCAAUUAGAUUCUGACCCCAAGCAAGUACAAACACAUUUCAGAAUCAUUAGAUAGAUACCCUGUGGAUUACCAAGCCUGACCUAGAGGUGGAGAGGUGGAGAGGUAGAGGCCACAGAAAUAAUAAUUGCAUCUAUGAAUGUGUUACCAUUUUUCCAUUCCAUAGAUAUGUCACACUCCUUACUUGUAAGCUAAUAUAGCGGACAUCACAAUCGCUUGUCAUAUGGUUAAGUUACGCAAAUCAUGUUUAGACUUGAUUAGAAGAUUGUGCUUGUCCCAUUCUAAAUAUAAUAAACAUGAGGCUUAAUUAUUUUCUGUGGGUAAGUAUUAAUAUUUCUUUUGGAUAUGAUACAUGAACACAAGGCUAAUGAUCAAUAAUGUAUUAAAGAAAUUAACUAAUCAAUUAAGAGGUACGGGCCAUAUGGUUGAAGUCAGUUUACAUUGGAACUAGACAUACAGGCACCUCAAGUGUAGAAUUUCACACCUUGCAGAGCCUUUGAUUAAUCAAAGGAUCAAUCCAUGUUGUAAACCAUCUACCCCUUUCACAUUCCUAUACAAUUUACAUUACCCCUUCUAUCAUCUGACCUCUACCAAGUGGCCAAACCGUAUAUGUACUACACAGAUUUCAUUAAAUGACAAUAUUCUAUUAUGCACCCUUGGCGUGAAUAGGCUGUUUUAUUAAAGAAAUAAAUACUACAAGCACUAUCACCACUGCAGUGUGCUCUGCUGCCAAGAGGACCCUGGCACCUCUCCGCCCCCCCCCUCCCCCAGUUUAAGUAGUCAAACUAACUGACAAGAUGCCAUGGGUCUGCAAAGCAUUGGUCAUUUUCUUCACUGAUCCAACCUUUUUGUGUUUCUUUAUUCCAGUUGGGUCAAACCCCAGGAAAAGACUCCCCGAUAUUCCUGCCCAGUGACCCUGAGUGGGACUGGACCCUUGCCAAGAUGUGGGUGCGCAAUGCUGACUUCCAGUACCAUGAAGCUGUAUCUCACCUACUUUACACUCAUCUCUUUGCUGAGGUCUUUAGUAUUGCAACUACCAGACAGCUUCCAAUGGGCCAUCCAGUGUAUAAGGUAAGUGAUGACAACUAACUUCUAGGCAGUCCCCACUGCAGCCAAUCCAGGUGAUCUGAGUAUGUGAUCGUGAUGACACUGCAAGCAUUUGACUCAGAGUAACUGCACUUCUCGGCCCACAGGGUAUUUUAUGCAGAACUCCCCACCGCCCACCUGAAAGCCUGAAUCGCCCACUAGUUGGCGGUAGGGAUUAGGUUGAAGACCCUUGAACAUUUAAUAAACAGUUAAUAGCUAACAAAUUUCUAUUUAAUAUAAAGCAUUGUUACAAAAUGGCUAUUGUGAAAAACAAAGUCUCACAAACCAUUCAAAUAAGGACUAUGGAAAAAUGUAUAUUCUUAUGUAUUCAGAAUAUAUGGAGUUCAACUAUAAAUGUAAGGUAGGUUGGCACUGGAGGCAAGAUUGAAAUGUCCUCAGAGUCUGUCUGAAUCUAGGGCUAUAGUAAAUCAUGCACAGGUUGCAUUUUAUACAUAAUAGAAGCACUGCACCGCAUACAAUAGCACAGGGACAUAACAUCAGAAUAUGUGCUACUGGAUUUAACCAUGUUCAAAUUUUUGGAGAGAAAUAUCACCAACCAAGGAUACAGCCUAGCAGCAGUAAUUACAGAUUGGAUCUUCUGCCCCAGGCUCUUCUAAAAGGUGUAAGCUAGUUGUCAUGGGGAGUUCUUACUGCACAUAAUAUAUUAUCGUAGUCAGAAAUGCAUGUGUACUAUACACUAUUACAACCCACCAAUUCCUGCAGAAAAGUGCAGGAGAAACACUUUACAGAAGUCAGGUAGAAGUGUCUGGCAUUAACUCCACCAGACAUGACACCAUGAGCUGGUAUCCGGGUACUUCCAGCAGGAAGUGUUAGGUGGACUAUCCAGAGUGUCUAUGCCUGGUCCAGGUCAGGGAUUCUUCAGAUGGUUUUACCAUACUCAGGAGGACCCAGAGACUGUUUGCUGCAUCAUUUUAUACCUUCCAUGAGAAAUUAAGCUCAAUGACUUCACUCCUGGAGUAGUACGACUCCAUGUAAACUAUACCCUGACAUAGAGACUGCAGGGAAGGCACCAACAAUACAAGGUGGAAUAACUAACUGUGAGCUGGUUUGAGCAGGGUCUUCUUCAGUCUGUAACUGGUGGUUAUAUAUCCAUACUAUAUAUAUGUAAAGCUCUCAUGAAUAUAUUGACACUAAAUAAAUGAUAAUUAUGCCAAUAAUUACUUAUUAAACCAUUGAUAUCCAUGGAUUCACCAGGAAUAUGUUUUAAUUGUCCACCCCUGCCUAGCAACAAAUAAUUCAACAAAACUAACAAUGGGACACACAGAGUCAACUAAAAAUAUGUCCGGUCGUUAGGAUCACGUCUUGCGGCCAAAUGAACUACUAGGAAACCUACAUUUAAAUCUCGGAGCAUAUUCUAUUUGAGGAUAAUUUUUAAAAAAUUUACUUUUUUUAAAACAGAGGUGUAAUUCUUUGUGCUUCUCUCCUUUCAGCUCAUUAUCCCUCAUUUUCGCUACACUCUGGCAAUCAACACUCUCGCUAGACAAACUCUUAUCAAUCCUGGCGGAACGUUUGAUCAGGUUUGAACUAUUUAUACUUUCACAGGGAAUUUGCUGGUGUGUUUGGGAAUACAGAUUCCUAGACUGUCAGCAUAAGGAGAAUUGGUGCAAAUGGGACUAUAAUGUAACAUACAGAGAAUACAAUGUGUAAGGACAACCGUUCAUGAAGACCGUUUCUAUUCAAAGCUAAAAUAGCAAAUUGCAUUAUUUUAUUUGUAAAGGGAUUCAUUGUUACAUAGUUACAGAGUAACCUAAGUUAAACAAAAAUAUAUAUACACGGUGGAGUAUCUUACAUUUGGUCUUGAAAUACUGUAUACAAUAGGUACAAAGAAGAGUAGUUGAUGCAUGGAAUAGCCUUCCAGCUGAUGUGGUAGAGGUUAAAACAGCAAAUGAGUUUAAGCAUGCGUAGGAUAGGCAUAAGGCUAUCCUAGAUAUAAGAUAAGGCCAGUGACUAAUGAGAGUAUUUAGAAAAUUGGGCAGACUAGAUGGGCCGAAUGGUUCUUAUCUGCCGUCAUAUUCUAUGUUUUUAGCUCAAUAUUCACUUCCCACUGCCUUACAGCCAAUCCUGUCCAAGCAGGGUGAUAGCUUGAAGUGAGUCUUCUUGGCCCAAGUUACCCACAAUGCAACAAAACUUAGCAAAUAAAGUUGAAAGUAGACUCAAGUACAUGAAGUUUACCUUUUCACAUAUUGCUGUUAUUACUGCAGAUCCAAAUGAGGCAUUCAAUAAAAGUUUAAAUAUAAUAAUGAAUAAUACUUAAUAUGAAGCAAUUUAAAAUCGUGAUCCAAAAACUGAAAAACAUAAUCAAUUCUCUUUGAAUAGCCUAAUUAAUCUCCCUUUUAUAUGGUAAUUUGUAUGCAUUAUGUUGAUCAUAAUUGAUUUAAAUGUAAAAAAAAAAAGGAAAUAAAAAAAAUACCCAGCAUAACUAAGUAGAUUCUAUUUCUAGAUGUUUUACGAACGUAUUCUUCCAUUGAUCUCUUUAUACUCAGAUAACAACCAUUGGACAGAAAGGUCUAGAUGUUCUUCUUAGAAGAGCGAUGGAAGAGUUAACCUAUGACUCCCUCUGCCAUCCUGAGGACAUCAAGAACAGAGGCGUGGAGUCCAUUCCAAAUUACUUCUACAGAGAUGAUGGGAUGAAGAUCUGGCUGGCAAUAGAGAGGUAACCUUACCCGCACGUUCCUCUCACUCCAUCAUUAACAGAGAACGUGAUCUACAUGUCUACAAUAAUAACAUCCAGAGAGAUCCUGGCAAUGCCACUGUAUCCUGUGGAUUAGCUCAUCACAAUGGUGGAUACAACUUUAAAACUCACAGUAAAAUAACUUACCUCGGCUAAAUUUGUGAAAGACCUAACGGAUUUCUUGUAUAUUUCUGGAUAAAAGUGUAAUUAGGAACUCAAUGGAGAAUUCUAUAAGCCAGGCUAUAGUGUUUUAAUUAUAAAAAUCUGAUAGUUACGGAUGAUAUUUAGUCAAAAUUAAAUCCAUCAGCCAGCAAUAUACAAUAAAAAUACUUUCAUUUCUGUAUAUAGAUAUAAAAAUCCCAACUGGGACACAGCAGGGGAGACACCAAAAAAUAUCACACUUUGGGCAUCCCGUGGCCAGCAGCACUUCAUCAGAAGAAACAAGAUUCAUGUCAAAUGCGUUAAUAUAGGUGUCACACACAAACAAUAAAAUCUCAAUUAAAUAUGUUAAAAAUAAGUGAAAACAUCCAUGAUAGUCGAAACAACAUGAAAUCUGUAUGAGACCUACCCUCCAAUAUAAACAAGAACCAUAAAUAUGUCAUAAGCACAAAGCAGAGGAAUCAUUAUUUACAUUUAAUAAAAUCCAACAGUAAAUUUAUAACCUGGGUUAGAUAUUAGCGCUCAAUAGAAGCUACAAAACCUUUCAAAUGUUAUUAGAUGUACGAUAGUCCAGGUCUAAUAUUUACAGCUCGUUCCAGAGGAACAAAUUGAAACACAGACACUGAUUCGGAACUCUGUUAAGAAGAAUGGAUACAUUGUUACUGACCGGCAGUCAUUUAAUGACCCACCUUGGUAUAUCAUCAAAUGGCAUUAAAGUGAAUGCUAUUGUUCUGUCAGGGAGCUUUCCAUAGACUCCAUCAAUCUUCACUAAUGGUCAACACUUAUAACAGUGUUACAUUCUGUGCUUUCAGACUUGUCUCAGACGUGGUCCAUUACUAUUAUAAGGAUGAUGAUUCCAUCUCAAAGGAUCCAGAGCUCCAAGCGUGGGUGGGAGAAAUCUUUACAAAAGGAUUCCUGGACAAUCAGUCCUCAGGUAGGAUUCAUAAGACACACGACUGAUUGGGUCUGUCUGUCUCGGAAACCCUCUCUCUCUCAAACUGAUAUACCUUCUCCUCAAUGCUUCUAACUUUCCAUAACCAUUAUUUACUGAUAGGAAAAGGAGAGAAGGCUUUAUUCUUACAAUGUGACUUGUAUUCUCUAUUAAAACAGACUUACUGGCCUUUCAGAAAGCUACUUACCCCACAUCCAAACUAUCUAGACAUUUUUAUACCAGAGAGCUUGAGUCAUUACUUUCUACUUUCAUAUUUUUGUAUUUUUUAUGUCUACCCUGACUUGCACCGUGCCCAGUCACUAGAUAUAAUACUCUUUUUGGUCCAUAUUGUAUCGUACAUUUAUAGUUAUUUCUCCUUAUUUAUUAGCAUAUUCAUUUUUUAUACUAUUUACUCAGCCCUUAAACCAUGUGCUCCUUCCCUAUUCUGUUCACUUUCUUUCGUAUUCCCUUUAUUACUGGAACUACCUUGUCAGGAAAGCCUUCCCUGUCCCAUUCAUACUUCCAUACGUCCAAAUCAUCUCACUUCACCAUGUCCUCUCCUUAUUCCCUGUACCCCAUCAGUGUCUCCACUGACCCGUCCUCUGGGUGCCCUUAAUAUCAACUGCGUCCGAUCACAUCUGAUUGCAAUGUUUUACAUACUGUCUAAUUAAUAUUCUGGAAUUUAGAUUUACUAAAUGUAAAGCAAGAUGUCUGUCUGCUACUCUCUAGAUAACGUGAACCAUAUUUCCUGGCUGGGUUGUUUCCUUGCUUUAGGGAGACCCUAACAUAAAAGAGUAGGGAAUUGUAAGAUAUUGCUGUAUCUCUCACACAGGGUCAGUUUUCUUUCUGGAGCUAUAUCCAAUACAGUAGUUAUUGUCCCAUGUCAAUAAAUACCUUUGAAUCCAUGAACUAUUAUUUUAUAAUAUUUGAUAUUGUAACAGAGCUCCAGUACUCCGACCGAGUACCUCCACCAAGUCUACUUCCUUGUAGCUAUUAGGGACCCUGAAACACUUCAGACCCAGACGCCGAGGCUUGACUGGGAUCACUUAGGGCCUUUCCACCCUGGACCAAACACCAGACGACACAUGGUGAAGGUUAAACAGCAACUCUUUAAUGAAUCCAGCACACAUAGUUUAAGCCCCCAACAGCCUCAUUUACAUACUAUAGUACAAGGAAGGGUGGGGUCAGAGAAUAGCAAGGGCUGAUGGGAGAUUGAGGAGGGACAGAGCAGCCAGUUUAAACUGGUCUGGCAGUGUCCCUGGGACAACGCCCUGCUGGGGAAACAAUAGGACAGGAAAAAGGGGGGAGGGGGAGAUGCACAGACCAGCAAUACAUUCAACAUACCCUGCACAAAUAAUAGGCACAAUGUGACAAAACACAAAAGGAAUUAGGGAGCCCACCCAAAGUGUCUGUCUUCCAUCCCCAGUGAUGGUGACUACCGUCACAGAUAUUCCUCUAAUCCCCAGGAAUCCCAUCAUCUCUGGAAAACAAACCUGACCUGAUUAAAUACCUGACCAUGGUGAUCUUCUCGUGUUCUGCGAAGCACGCAGCAGUAAACAGCGGCCAGGUGAGUGACUACACGUUAUGACUACACUCUGUAGAUCUUGAUGUAUUGAGGGGCCUCCCAGCAGAUGUGGUAAUACACUCAGCUUUAGUAGAUUGUUGGAAUACCAAGGCAGCAAAGGCAUAACUAGGAAUCACAUGGCCCUGGUGCAAGAAUCAUAGAAAGGCCCCCUUUAUGCUCUCAUUGAUACACAGACACUGACAUACACUUACUAACACACACACACACACUCACUGACAGACACAUAGUAAUUGGCACACAAACGGUUUAACAAACACAUUUUCAGUGACAGAAACACAUACAAACUCACUGACAGAGAUACACUGACAUACACGGAUUCACUGACAGACACACACACACACUUACUGACAGACAAACACACUGAAUCACUGACACACACACACUGUCACUGAUUUGACACACACACUCACUGACAGACACACCCUCAUUGAUUUGAUACACACAGACAGACACACACUCUCACUGACAGACACACACACUCUCACCGAUUUGACACACACUCACUGACAGACAGACACAUACAUAUUGACAGACACACACACACACUCAUUGACUGGUAAAUACAGUAACUGACAGACACACACUGAUUUGACACAAACACUCACAAAUUAAAAAAAAGACACACACUCUCAUUUGACACAAACACUCACUGACAGACACACUCUAUCAAUGACAGACACAUAAUAUCACUGACUGACACACUGACAUGCACUCUCACUGAUUUGAAACUCUUGCUGACAGACACUGACAAACACACACACACUGACAGACACACUUAUUGACAGACAGACACACACACUGACAGUGCCAGACACUCUCAAAGACAGAUACAUAAUCUCAUUGAUUUGACACGUCACUCACUGACAGCCACACUGACACCCACUCUCAAUGAUUUUAAAUUGACACAUUCACUAACAGACACUGACAGAGACACACAUUUACAAAUCCUUGCACACACACUCAAAUUCAUUUAAUUAUUGUGGUUUUAUUUUUUGAGGCCCAUCCAGCCUCCCUACCUUUGGGAGAGCUAGUGAAGGUCUUCUCCAUGUGGUACAGUGGGGAUCUUAUUCCUCAGUAUGCAUUAGGAGGGGUCUACAGUGCAGCACAGACUCCUGGAGUGACUGGCCCGGUCAGAGCUGCGACCCCUGCGACCAUGGUAGUUCCACCACUGCAAGGCAGGAUAUUCUAAUGGCUGUGACUAGUAUGAGACAAACUUUUCCCGUUGCAAUUAUUUAUAUAGUGUCAACAUAUUCCUCAGCGCUCAUAGCAAUGCGAUAAGUAUCUCUCAGUGUUCUGAGGUCAAUGAUUGGAAGAGAAAAUUAAAGCAUUGCUCCCUCCACAUUAACCUCUUCUCCUCUCUGCUUUCUAACUCCGGUCUCCUCUGCGUUUGUGUGUUCGUUUUUUUUUCACACAGGUUACAGAGGUUUGUUCUGUUUAUGUAUAAUAUAAAUCCAGAGACAGGUUUGGGAUUUCAUUACAUUGAAAGUGCUAGGUAUCCAGUAACAGCAGGAAAGUGAUGGGUAAUUAUCAAAGUCCUCUAACCUGUAUUGCGGGUACCAAACAAUGAGACUGAGGACCUAGCCAGACAUCCCCAUUGUAGCUGCUAGGUAGAACCUUCCACUUACCUGCAUCUCAAGCUCAGCUAUAAUCAAAAUAAAAGUGGAAGCAUGGGAUGGGUGUAUGUGCCGUGUAAGGUAUGUUUCUGUAUUACAAGGGGUGAUGAGAGCAAUGGAAGAUGGUCCAAGUUAGAAGGAGCUAGUUCUAGCUCAGAGUAUACUGGAGGCUCACAGUAUGGCUAUGUACACAUGUAUUAAGGAUGUGUGUGAGUACUAAAAAACGGGGGAGAAUAAAUCUUGCUCCCAUUAUAUUUGGGUAUUGGCAGUGUAUUGACCAGAGAAAUAAAUAAAGCACUUUAUUGGUGAAACAUAUUAUCAAUAACUUAUAAUCCUUGUUUCCUUGUAAUAACCGGAUGGUGCAAUGAAUGUUAUGAGUCUGCGAAGAUGUUUCCUUUAUAUCUGGUUUUGUAACCUGUCUCUGUCUUGUAUUGGCCUCAGUUUGACUUCUGCUCCUGGAUGCCGAAUUGUCCAUCAUCCAUGAGGAAGCCCCCUCCUACCAUAAAAGGCACGGCCACCUUGGACAGCAUCCUGCAGAUCUUGCCACAAGUUAAUACGACAACUAGAACUAUGACAGUGGUCUGGGUGCUGAGCAACGAACCCCAGGACCGGGUGAGUAUCUGUCACAUGAGAUCCCACAGUGUGUAAAGGUACAGCGAGAAGGGGACAGCAUUGUCUAUUUUAAAUAUAAACAUGAUCAAAACCACCAAUAACAUUAGGACAGGCAAAAUACUCAAAAUAUAUUAAAUAUAUGCCACAAGUAUAAACAUUUCACUCGCCACUGUCCAUUGGCAGGUAGAAAUUCCCCCCCGGGAGGGUAUACUAUGGCUUGCAGGGGCGAGUAACUUUCAAGGCCUGGCUAAUAACAUAGGGUUACAAAUUGUGAUACUCUACGUCACAAUAAAUAAUAUACUGUAAUAGGGAUCCCAUCUUCACACCAUUCCCCUCAUUGUUGCACUGCAAGACUCUCAUCCACACAUUGCUUGAGAAAUGCAGCAAAUGGAUGUACGCCAUCUACCUAUAACCUCCCUUAGUUAUCUCAGUAUAAUGGAGGUUAGAGGGCAAUAAAUCACAUGUGGAGUCAUUAGUGAAAGUAUAAAUGGUCAUACACUGGUUAAUGAGACAAGAACACAAGUAAGUAGAAGUAUAGAUCAGGGUGUUGCCGUGGAUGUGAUCUAUUUGGAUUUUGCCAAGGCAUUUGAUACAGUUCCACACAAUAGAUUAGUGUUCAAACUCAAGGAAAUCGGUCUAGAUGAAAAUGCUUGUUCUUGGGUAGAACAUUGGCUUAAAAACAGAGUACGAAGAGUUGUCAUUAAUGGUAAAUUUUCAAGCUGGACAGAGGUGGCAAGUGGUGUCCCUCAGGGGUCUGUUCUGGGAACCCUUCUAUUUAAAGGACCACUAUAGUGCCAGGAAAACAUACUCGUUUUCCUGGCACUAUAGUGCCCUGAGGGUGCCCCCACCCUCAGGGACCCCCUCCCGCCCGGCUCUGGAAGGGGUUUAAACUUACCUUUUUCCAGCGCUGGGCGGAGAGCUCUCUGCCUCCUCUCCUCCUCCGAUCCCCGCGUGAAUGCGCCGCACGCGCUUAAGGCUUCUUGUAGCGCAUUCCAGCUGAUCAACAUUUACAAUGCUUUCCUAUGGACGCUUGCGUGCUCUCACUGCUUCAAACUCCCGAACGGCAAUACACGAACUGCUGCUAGCCGCCGAACAACAAUAUCAACCAAGCGGCUUUCGUUCCAUCCAGCAGUCUCUAAACAUGAAGAAGAAAUCCCCCCAAUAACGAGACAGAAGCUCCGCAUUGAGGGUCAAACAGGAUCUGGCUUUACUGUGGGCUACCUGCCCAUAUUUAUGCAGGUCUCCCACCUGGUGGACACUCCCCUAGGGGACCAAAUGGGAGACUUAAAUGACAGACAGAUAUGGGGACAUUCCAGACACACAGUCACAGAUUUUACCCACAGUGCAUUAUGAUUCCCUCCCCUCUGCCCUGGAGAUAAUUACCAAGUAUCUCAAUUAUCUCCAGGACAAAGCCAGUCGCCAUUUUAAAUAUAAAAUCAUAAAAGACAUAAAAAUGCAUAACUUUAAAAUAACCGAACAUUUCCCAUUCGUAUCACAUAUCCCCAGAUAGCCUGGAUCUGAGUGCAUAUUAUUAGAGAAUAGCGCUCAGAUCCCACACACAUAGUUCAAUCGCCAUGGAGUCAAAGUUCUUGCAGUCUUUCGGUAUAUGAAUGACUCCAUGGGAAGGCUAUCUGGGUUAAGUAUUUUCGUAUGCUCCAAACCUCCCGAACGGCCGGUAUUCGUAUGCUUUCGUGGAGACAGCCAGGCGUUCCGUUGUUUCAGCGGUGUUCGGCAGAAAAAGUGUCAGUUUUUGGUUCCAUAGAAAUAGAGCCAAACACCGCUGGGCUUUCGCGUGGUUUAAAAUGGCCGCUGCCUCGUGGUCGACAUACGAACGACGACCACCCUGAAUUCGGUUUAAUUGAGAAGUGUCUGCGGUUAACCACAACGUUCUAAUUGGGAUCAAUAGUGUUACGACACGUACCGUCGGGUAGAUGAAGCCGCCGUUUAGGCAAUAAUCCCCUUCUCCAGAAAUGCAGUUUAAAUCCAGCCGAUCGCCAAACUCCCGAACGAAGUCCGCGAACACGGCAACUCCCGAUCAGCCAAACAGUCGAACGCCUUCCACAGCUAGAAAUACGAAAACGCUGUCCCAAUAAUAAUUCCCCCCACAAACGAGACCAAGCUCCGUCUUGAGGGUCAAAUGAAGAUCUGUUUAAUGGGGGCUACCUGCCCAGUAUUUAUGCAGGUCUCCACAAGGUGGACACUCCCCGAGGGGACCUUGUGGAAGACUGUAACACAUAUUGGACAGUAGCCAAUCGCAGUGGCUUCAAUAAUAGCCCUUCCCAUCUUGCCCAUAAUUCCGUCUUCUUUACCUUGGAGAUAAUUGGGGAAGAAACCUAAUUAUCUCCCUGGGGCACCUCUCUGUAGGCAAACAACAGAUGAGGCAGGAAUCGCUCCCAGUCUCUGCAAGUGUCAGAAAAGGUCCUCAGCAUCUGUUUGAGGGUGCCAUUAAAUCGCUCGCAGAGACCGUUAGUCUGUGGAUGGUAAGGUGAGCUAAGCAGCGGUUUAAUACCGCACACCUUCCACAGUUGCUGGGUGAGCACAGCGGUGAAUUGGGUUCCCUGGUCAGAGAGAAUCUCUUGAGGGAACCCGACUCUGGUAAAAAUCCUAACCAGGGCAUCAGCAACUGUCUCUGCCUCUAUAUUGGACAGCGCUACUGCCUCCGGAUAGCGAGUGGCAUAAUCCACCACGGUGAGAAUAUAUUUCUUACCGGAUGGGCUAGCCCUGGCCAGUGGACCCACAAUGUCAACGGCUAUGCGGGCAAAGGGCUCCCCAAUGAUAGGCAUAGACAUAAGCCUAGCUCUUGGGUGGUCCCCCCGCUUUCCUAUCCGUUGACAUGUGUCACACGUACUGCAGUAUGUCCGCACAGCCUGAUUGAAGUUUGGCCAAAAAAAGUUCUGCAUGAUCCUAUAGGCUGUGCGGCGAGAACCUAGAUGUCCAGCUAACGGAACAUCAUGCCCUAUCCGCAGAAUCUCCUGCCGGUAUUUCGCGGGCACUACCAGCUGUCGAUUCGGCGGAGGGGCAACACUCUUCGGGGAAAGCUUGGGGAUCCUAUACAACCUGUCCCCCACCCACUCAUACCGUUCCCCAUCUAAUCCUUCCUCUCCAGUAUCUGCUCUGUCCCUAUACUUCUGGAGGGUCGAAUCUGUCUGAGUUUCCCUCCCAAACUCCUCUGGGGAAUCCCAGUUAACAAAGGUCUGUGCUAUGGUACCAGUCGGGGACUCGGUCCUUACCUGGGUCUCAGCAGCAGGUGGGCUGGUUCCAGCAGCACGGGUCUGGGCACGGGUAGUCACUGGGUUGAUAGCGGCAGGUCCCAUUGGAGCAUAAGCGGACACCAAAGGGGCCAAGUCAUUCCCAAGCAAAACAUCGGCCGGUAAGUCUUUCAUGACCCCCACAUUCACGUGUCCAGAGCCCACCCCCCAAUCCAGGUGAACCCGGGCAACCGGUAAACGGAACACUGCACCUCCCGCCACCCUCACUGCCACAGUAUCUCCAGUGUGCUGGUGUUCGGAAACAAGGUUCUUUUGGAGCAAAGUCAUAGUGGCUCCGGUGUCUCUCAGACCAAUUACUGCUUUGCCAUUCAGUUUAACGGUCUGUCUGUGCUGUUGUCGGUUAUCCUGCUGCGCUGCUUGUACUGGAUCCGCCUCAUGUAGUAUACCCCAAAAUUCCUCCUGCUCAAGACAGUGAGCGGAAGGUGGAGGUGGCUGCUGAUUUCCGCCGGCUGGUCUUCUCCAUGACUGGGCUUGGCUUGAAUUGUUUAAUGGGCACUCGGGUCGCUUGUGCCCCAACUGCUUACUUAAAGAGCAAGUUUAUUGAUAAGCCCCUCCCGUGCAACAGGUCGGGCUGCCUGACUGAAAUCUAGGUUGCAAUGUUACUGCACCACGUUGUGCUGUAACUAUUACCCCAAAAAAAAUGCUAGAUGUAGUUACUCGGAUCCCCUGGUAAACUGCUGUUGUUCGAUCUUGGCAUGGUGUUUUUUGAGUUGAACACCAUCCUUUAAGGUGGUUUGUACUCCCCACUCAACUAGGCUUACUGGCGGUAGUUGCAGUGACUCCUCCAACGACCUUCUUGUAAGGUACAACAUUCGCUAACUUCCACUCUUCUGACUCUCCUGUUAACAAUGAUUGGUUAAAUAAAUCUUUAAUCAGCACCACCAAAGCCAUAAGUAUUGCAUGCAUGCCGCCGGGCAUGCACUCAACAGAAUACCAGCCUCUUUUACUCCCGGUAAGCCCCGGUAUUGAAUAUGCUGUGCAAUUUUGGGCCCUGUCUGAAGGAUAUUAUGGCCCGAAAAGUCACUGGAGGGCCGGGUUAAUAAAAGGAUGGGCAUAUCUCUAUGCGGGUACCUUUAAACCAUUGUUUCAAAACCGCCAGAGAAAAUCAUUUCUUAUUAUUAUUAAUACAAACCAUUGUGCAAGCUUUUCCUUGAAGAUUUACAUAGCUGCUAGGCCAGCGUUUCACCAAGAAUCUGCUGCGGGGUUGGGCCAUACUGUGCCACGAUACUAUCUGCCGGUUAAACUGUAUCUCCUCGGGUGUUAACUAAGUAUGCCAGGCACAUUCGCUCCCCCCGCUCCCUGGCUGCAUCCAUUUCCAAUAGUAUCGAAAUAAUCUCUCUUUUUUUGAGAUUACUCGCUGAUCGUCCUCUGCGCUCCAAUAUAUCUUUAAGGGUAGCACGCCUUAACUCCUCAUACUGCAUUUCCAGCUGGGAUUGUGCUGGCCUUCUGGGCUGUAGGAUUCAUCUUCGCUUGCCACCAAUUUUAGACACACGUACCGUCGGGUAGAUGAAGCCGCCGUUUAGGCAAUAAUCCCCUUCUCCAGAAAUGCAGUUUAAAUCCAGCCGACGGCCAAACUCCCGAACGAAGUCCACGAACACGGCAACUCCCGAUCAGCAAAUCAGUCGAAGCGGCCACAGCUAGAAUAACGAAAACGCUGUCCCAAUAAUAAUUCCCCCCACAAACGAGACCAAGCUCCGUCUUGAGGGUCAAAUGAAGAUCUGUUUAAUGGGGGCUACCUGCCCGGUAUUUAUGCAGGUCUCCACAAGGUGGACACUCCCCGAGGGGACCUUGUGGAAGACUGUAACACAUAUUGGACAGUAGCCAAUCGCAGUGGCUUCAAUAAUAGCCCUUCCCAUCUUGCCCAUAAUUCCGUCUUCUUUACCUUGGAGAUAAUUGGGGAAGAAACCUAAUUAUCUCCCAAGGUAGAGACCAUCGCCAUCUUAAAUUACAGUAACAAAAAGACAUUAAAAUACAUAACUACAGAAAUACCGAAUGCAUAUGGUUCGUGUAACGUAUCCCCAGACAGCCUGGAUCUGAGGGCAUGUUUUCACCGAAUAGCGCUCAGAUCCGAUGUAUCUAGUCGAAUCGCCAUGGAGUCAAAGUCUUUCACCAGUCCUUCGGUAUACGAAUGACUCCAUGGGAUGGCUGUCGGGGUAAAAGUCCAUACGACUGAAUAAAACUCCCGAACGACCGACGUUCGCAUGCCUUGUCGAAAAGGAAGGUAGGCAGCAGCUUUUCAGCGGUGUUCGGUAGUUUAAGUGUCCGUUUUUAGUUCCAUACAGUUUGUACCGAACACCGCUCUGUGUUCGUAUGUCCCAAAAUGGCCGCUGCCUCGUGGUCGACAUGCGAACGACGACCACCCGUACGAAUGGAAUGGAGAGGUGUCUGCGGUUAACCACAACGUUCUAAUUGGGGCCAAGAGGUUAACCAGCAGCACACUCCUCUCCUGGGUGGUCGUUCGUUCGGUAGUUUCAAUCGGCAUUUUGCAAAUACACAACGCAGGCAAUUCCGCGAACAAAGGGAAACAGACGAACCAACAAUGCAGAUGAAUCUGUCACAAAUAGGUUAACCAGCAGCACACUUCUCUCCUGGGUGGCCGUCCGUUCGGCAGGUUUGUUCGGGAAAAAGAGUCAUUCGAAUGGCUGGGCUAUAGAAAACAGCCAUUCAUACGAACGGGAUACAAACAGACGAAUACACCUAAAAUAAGCAGAAAGAUGGUUCUGUCACAGUAACACUUUCUGUACCAAGUCGGAAUCUACGAUCUGUUAAAAUAUCCUCGAAAUGCUGAACCUCCACUUACAUUUCACUUGGAAAAUUUUAAAUGUUUUCCCCUGUUGCACAGAACAUUCUCAGUCUGCCAUUAAAAGAAACACUGUAGCCACCAUGUGGUGAUUGGAGUCCAUGGGCAUGGGUUCCACGUUACUACUUAAUUGUUUACUCACUGUGUAUUCGAGAUUCUCGGCUGCCGGCUUACCACGUAGUUGUACCCAUAAACUUUUAUUGGUUCCUUCAAGGAACUAAAGGCACAAUAAUAUGUAAUUCAGAAAAGAGAAACUUAUUCAUAAUUUAGCUGAUUUUUUUUAAUGUAUAUGAGAGUUGAAGAUCUGGGAUCACCAGGAUGAACAGACUCUUCCAGUAAUUAAAACAUAUCCUGAUGGUACAGAUAGUGAUGGGUAACAACACUCUCUCAUUCUCUUUCUUUCUUACAGAGACCUCUCGGUAAUUACCCAGACGAACAUUUCACAGAGGAAGCGCCAAAGAAAUACAUUCAGGAAUUCCAGACAAAGCUGUCUGAGCUUUCCAGUCAAAUUAAAGAGAGGAACAAAAGCAAGAAUCUGACUUACCUGUAUCUGGAUCCAGAGAGGAUUGAGAACAGCGUGUCCAUUUAA